CUUGAGGGGGCGGAGGGCGCCGAGAGAGCUGGAAGUUGGGGCUGGCGGGAAGCGAAGGAAGGGGAAACGGCUCGCCAAGCGCCAAAACCCCUUACCUCAGCGAGCCCGAGCGCGGAGGGAAGCCCGGACUCUCCGAAGCAGCAGCAGGUGAGCGAGAAGGGGCGCGCGUCCUCUCCGAGCGGCCGCUCCGUCCGGGCGCUGUGGGCGAGAGCCCUGGAGGCGCGGUUCCCGCGGAGCUCCGCCGCGGAGCGGGUGGGACACGACUCCCCCCCGGGCGGGACGCGCAGCGCCACAGUUCCUCCUCGACCGUCGGCUUGGUUUCUUUCGAGUGAGGGGUGAGACGUGGGAAGCCGUCAAAGGGGGUCCCGGGUGGGAAAGGCUGCUGGCGUUUCCUCGCGUGCUGAUUGCGAAUCCCGCGAGGAAGGUUAACGCUUCUGUUGGCGCGUCGCGCAGACGGGAGGUGCCAAUAAAAUAUGAGGGGGGGGGGCGCACAGGUACGCCCCGCUCCACAUAACUGAUUACAAGACCAUAUGAGUGGCAGUGCGCAUCAACGGGGGGGGGGGAGAGCCUCCAUAUAUAUAUAUAUUAAAAAAGAAUUGCUGCCCCGGCUGCUUUCCCACUUCAUGUCUGCACCAUAGGAGCCAACGUCUAGGGACUUGACGGGAGGUGCCAAUAAAAUAUGAGGGGGGGGGGCGCGCGCACAAGUAAGCCCCGCUCCACAUAACUGAUUACAAGACCAUAUGAGUGGCAGUGCUCUUUUAUAUAUAAAAACUCUUUUAAUUAUUUUGCCAACUUUUAACAUUUUCAAUUUUCUACUCCCUUCCCCCACUUUUUGCGGUUCCUUACAUUUAUUUUCGUCCUUUCCUGCAUAUUCCAAAUUACCUAAACUUGUUCUUUUAUUCGUCUGUUCUGAUAUAUAUCAUGUAUGUUUUUAAAGCUGCAAGUUUUUACAAUAAUCUUGCCAAUGUCUUGAACAGUUUACAGUUUGUAAAUAUUCAAUAAACCACUUCCAUUCCUUUCUAAAAAGUUUGUUUUGAUUUCUUAUUCUUCCGGCAAGUUUUGCCAUUUCUUCAUACUCCAUUAGUUUCUGCAUCAAAUCUUCUUUCGUCGGGACUUCUUCAUCCUUCCACUUUGGGGCAAAGAAUAUUCUUGCAGCUGUAGUCUCAUACAUAAAUAAGUUUCUAUACUGUUUCGGUAGUUCUAAUCCUAUAAUUCCCAAGAGAAAAGCUGCUGGUUGUUUUUUUUAUGAAUGCUAUCUUAAACAUCUUUUUCAAUUCAUUGUAUAUCAUUUCCCAGUAAGCUUUAACCUUAUUACAAGACCACCACAUGUGAAAAAGGUGCCUUCUUUUUCUGUACCUUUCCAACACUUAUUUGACUUUGAUUUAUACAUUUUCCCCAAUCUACUGGGUGUUAAAUACUAUCUAUAUUGCAUUUUCAUAUAAUUUUCUCUUAAACCAUAAUAUGCUGUAAAUUUUAUAUCCGUAUUUCAUAAACAUUCCCAUGCUCCCAUUUUAUAUAUUAUGACCAACAUCUAUUGCCCACUGUAUCAUUGAUGAUUUCAUUUGUUCAUCCUUUGUCUCCCAUUCCAAUAACAUCUUAUACAUUUUAGACAUCACUUUAACGUUACAGUUUAACAGGACUCUAAUUGUGAUAGUUGUUCCCCAAACCCCCGCUUCAUAUCCUUUUGAAAUAUUUCAUUCAAAUGAUGAUAUUGUAACCAUGUUGUUAGCAUUCCUGGUAGUUCCUUAAACACUUUUAAUUUAAAUUCUCUACCCUGCUCUCUUAAUAAAUUUCUAUAAGUUGCCCAACUUUCCGUCAUAUUUUUCUUUUUCACCACCAUGGCUUCCAAAGGUGAAAGCCAAAGUGGUGUUUUAGUUUCCAAUACAUUUUUAUAUUUGUUCCAUAUUCCAUACAUUUUUUUCUAAUUAUAUGGUUUGUAAAACCUUUAUGUACUUUCACCUUUUCAUACCACAAAUAAGCAUGCCAACCAAAAAUAUUAUCAUGGCCUUCCAAAUCUAAAAUAUGCAGAUUCUUCAGUAGCGACCAUUCCUUUAACCAACGCAGACAAGAUGCUUCAUAAUAUAAUCUCAUAUCCGGCAGGGAGAAACCUCCUCUAUCUUUCGUGUCUAUCAGUAUUUUAUAUUUUAUUUUUGAUUUUUUCCCUUGCCAGAUAUAUUCAGAAAUAUAUUUUUGCCAUUUGUUGAAGCAAUUUGUCUUGCCGAUCACCAGCAGUGACAGAAACAAAAAUAACGUUCUUGGUAAUACAUUCAUCUUUAUGGUCAACACUCUGCCCAGCAACGAAAGUUUCAUUCUACCCCAUAUUUGUAAAUUUCUUUUAAUGUCCUCCCAGGUUUUCAAAUAGUUACCUUUAUAUAGAUUUAUGUUCUUCGCUGUUAGCCAUAUACCUAAAUACUUAACCUUCUUGUCAGUCUUUAGACCUGAUAUAUUUUGUAAGGUGUUUUUACUCUCAUCGUUCAUGGUUGUUGUUUUUUACCAGGAGCUUGGUUUUAUCUUUGUUAAUUUUAAGACCUGCUCUUUCUCCAAUUUUAAAAAAUCUCUUCUGAUACUUUUGGAAUUGACGCUGUUGGUUCUUCUACACAGAUAGCAGCAACUCAGGAUGCGGAGAGGGUGUGUGUGUGUGUGUGUGUUCAUGCAAAAGGCAUUCAUACUCUGGAGCUGCCGAUGAGAGCGCAUCCUGCUGGUCUUGGGGAGGAUUAGGCGACAGAGUCUCUCUGAAGCAAAUGCUCAAAGCGAAGAAGGAAGGGAGGGGAGGGGGAUGCGACAGGGACACUUCCCUCAUAAUUCCAAAUGAACCCGUUAGGUAUCCUGUCCACUCACUAGCAUUGCUUAGGGUUGCAAAGUUUAUUUCUGCGAGCGCGAGCUUCCGGAUUGCUGCUGUUCUCAGGUAGGCUUGAAUCCUAGCCGGCAAAUGCAGGCUCUGCCAUUCUAGUUGAUUCUUGGGUGCCUUGCGCAACAAAGUCAUUCUUUGUUGCCUUGUCACGUGACAAACCUGCCCACCCCUCCUGAAAACUCGGACUUGGUGCUGUAAAGAAAGUGAGAGGGAAACGCAGCUGAAAACACAGGAUUGCGCUUGGCUUUGGCGCCAGGUGAUGUGACCUCCCUGCAAAUAAAUCAAGAUGAAUGUUCAAAAUGAAGAGGUUCUCUGGAGGCACUGGACCUGUUGGUACUUGAUGCUAAUAGUUUGAUUUUAGUUCACAAGAGUGUAGAGUAACUGUGCAUUCUGAAAGCAGAAUGUGAGUGAGGUCUAAGAGGUGGGGGAAGCCUUUUUUGGGGGCAGAGACUUCUUUUUAAAGGUUUUUUUUUAAUGGAUACUGGAUUAAAACUGUGGGGUGUGGGGACUUUUUCUUGUUUCUCAUCAGUCUUAUUAAACCAGGAACCCACAAAAACAAUGCAAUUUCUAAGCAGAAACAACUUUGGGAACUGGCAAUUUUGAACAAAGAAGCGGCAUGCGGGCAGGCAGAAGAAUUUAGCCUGCAACCCUGACUUCACCUACCCGGGAAUAAUCCUGUUGAAUUCUGUAUAAUUUAUUUCUGAGUGGGAAUGGUUAGGCUGUUUCUCCCACCCCAAAGCUGCUGUUUGCAGAAAUGAGUGGCUAUCAGGGGUUUGUUAAACACAAUUGCGUAGUUAGGUCUUUAGCUCGCUUGGGAAUCUCAAGGAACAGAUUUGCUAUAAAUUCAGACUUGCUCCAUUUAUAUGCACAUGCGUGUAAGGAGCUUAAGGCUAAACAUUUCUUUUAAGAAAGACAAUUAACUUGGUGAAGAGCCCCCGAUAUAAAGGAAAAUGUUACGCCAGAGGUCACCCUAAAUCAUAAAUAUUUUUCCUUUCAUCAUUUUUGUUCAUUUGACCUUAAUUUAUGUACUUCACUUUGCUAUUUGCAAUUCUGUGCUGUUCUUAACUUGACAGAUGUCACCCCUCUUUGACCUGGAAUAUUUAGAUGUUCAGAUUUCACCUGUUUUCCUGUUGUUAAAGUUUGCAGUCUAUAGGACAUAGCCAGGAUUUGGGAUCUUACGACACCUAGAAAUUAUGUUCAGAUGUUGUUAAUCAUUUCCCUUUUUAAAUUGGACAGGUGCAACCAAAACAACCAUCCUUCCCAGGCACACUUUCAAUAUGGUUACUCUCUUGCAGGUUUAGCAAACCCCUUUACUAAAUUUAGCAAACCCUUUUUUUCAUGCAUUCAUGGAAAUGUCCAGAGAACCAUUUUGAACUUAAAAUACUUAACUUGCACCAUAAAAUUUGCGUUUUAAUUACUGCUGGAUAACUCAGUAUAAAUAAAUAUGUUUAACUGAAAUCGGAUAGAAUAUGAUUGAUAGGUGAAAUUUGCUGAAAUGUGUGUGUGGAGAUAGGAUAUCUUGUUUCCAAGGGCUUACCCACACUGAAGCUUGACAGAUUUUAAGCUGCUUGUGUCUCUCUUGCUUUUGUGGCAUCCGCACAAUGUCCUUAUCCAAGUGAUAGGCUACACUUUCUCCCUGAUAAAUUUGGGGUUUCUUGAGCUACAGAUAAUCCAAUAAGGGAAGAAAAUCCAAUGUAAAAUGUCAUGUUACCACCUGACUAUGGAUGCAGUGGAACACAUUGUAUCGCUGGGUCAUUUAUUUAUUUUUACAUGGGUGGUGACCUAUCGCUGGGUUCCUACUAUCAACCUGCCUCCCUUCUAUUUUGUUUCCAUCGACCUACAGGAAGAAUAUGCAGCCUGCCUUUUUCCACUGGUUAUUGCUGAAGGCAAGUUCUGGUGUUUUUAUUUUUAAAACAGCUCUCUUGCAUGAAACAGCUGUAAUAAAAAUAAAAUAAAACUUGUCAUUGGAGGUAUAGGAGGCAGAAAUUGAAAAAGGGGAAGAAGGAAGUGGCAGCCUUUCAUGUGAAUGGCUUCAAAUCCUUACCUAGCUACGAGAGGUGCACAGUUUUUUAAAAAAUACUGCUAUUUUGUGCAGUAAAAUAAAAAUAAGAUGUGCACACAUACCCACAAUGGACGUAAGGUUCCUGGCUUGGACUGUCACACAUGCACAUUUUUAAAUUUUUUUACUGCAAACCAGGUAUAUUAAAAAAACUUGGAUUUCAGAAAUGCAUCUUUUAUAAAACAAAAUCCACAAAGACCUGCAUGCAUGCCCGCAUGAGGUUUUGGGUUUGGGGAACUUAUGGUGGAUGGGGACCUCCUAAUUGAGGAGAGGGGACAACAACAGACAUAGAGACCUAUUUAUGCAAUAAGACUCUAGUGUAGACACAGGUCGUAGGUCAGGCUUCCUCCAACUCGGCCCUCCAGAUGUUUUGAGACUACAGUUCCCAUCAUCCCUGACCACUUGUCCUGCUAGCUAGGGAUCAUGGGAGUUGUAGGCCAAAAAAACAUCUGGAGGGCCGAGUUUGAAGAAGCCUGUCAUAGGUAAUGGCUUUUUCUAGUAUUGUUCCAGAUGCAACACUACUUAAGAUACAGAUGUUACAUAUUUCAUUGAUGACACACCAUUUAAUUUUAGUAGUGUGUUCAGUAUUCAUUACAUAGAAGCAGAGCCCCUGCUUUCUUAAAUGACCAGAAGACAUUAUUUUUAAAAGCAAUGUUCAGUUUUAGUUUUGCAGAAUCCUAUACUAGUCCAUUUUGAUUGUGGAAACCUUGCGUUGUUUGUCAGGUUAGAGCAGAGGCAGAGAACCAUACAGUGUAAGCCAGCUAAGGGUUUCACAUACUACUGUGCAGCAACCAUGAAUACUUUGUGCACCCCACUAUUGUGCUGGUGUUUCCUAAUUGACGGGGGGUGGGGGAGAAAUCAUGGCAUUUCCUAAAUGUAGAUAGCAGCUAUGCACUACUAAAUACACUUCAAAGCACUAGGAAAAUAGUAACACCAUCUAAGCAAACCUCAGAAAGUGCAGUUUGUAAGAAUGCUCUCCUAAGCCUAAACUGCCUUCAGCACAACCUGCUUUAAUGUUCCAUUUCCAUUUUAUUGUAAUAUGUUGUGUACAUGAAAUGAAAAAUGUGCUGUUAAAGAGGAACAGGAGACAAAACCUUGCCUUAGAAGCACUCAUUUAUAAAAUGUCAAACAUUUUACUCCAUUCUCAUCAGUAAUCUGUUCUUAAAGGUAAAGGUACCCCUGCCCGUACGGGCCAGUCUUGACAGACUCUAGGGUUGUGCGCUCAUCUCACUCUAGAGGCCGGGAGCCAGCGGUGUCCGCAGACAAUUCCGGGUCACGUGGCCAGCGUGACGAAGCUGCUCUAGCGAACCGGCGCCAGAGCAGCACACGGAAACGCCGUUUACCUUCCCGCUAUAAAGCGGUACCUAUUUAUCUACUUGCACUUAGGGGUGCUUUCGAACUGCUAGGUGGGCAGGAGCUGGGACCGAAAGACGGGAGCUCACCCCGCUGCGGGGAUUCAAACCGCCGACCAUGCGAUCGGCAAGUCCUAGGCGCUGAGGUUUUACCCACAGCGCCACCCGCAUCCCCAAUCUGUUCUUAAGUAGUACAAAAAAAUAAAGAACUCUCUGAAUUCUCAGUGUUAUUUAAGAACAAGAUGAUUUAUUUAGAACAAGAGUGGGAGUUGUUAAUUAUAUGUUUGUGAUGUUAUUGUUUUACAAAUUGCUUUUGUUUCCACUCUCUGUGUUGACUACUAAGCAAUUACAAUUUAAUCAAAGAACUUAAGGGAUUGGACUUGAAGCAAGUUUGUUCCACUUCAGUCUCAUUGAUAUUUGUGGGAUUUGAAAAGCUAGUUGUGACAAACUUUUCCUAUUGAUCGCAAUGGAAACUAAGUGUUACUAACUCACUCCAGCCCUGACCUAGCUGUCAGCCUGCCCUGCCCCUGCAUUGUCCGGGUAAUUGGCAAGAAUGCCAACAUUUGGAAAGUGGUACUGCCCCGCAGGUUGGCCAUUCAUGAGUUAGGGUCUAAUGACAUGUAGAGAGCCAUAGCUUCCCCAUUUGUACUUCACAGGCAUAGCAAAAACUCAUUGUAGUACAGUCGUACCUUGCAUCCCGAAUGCCUUGGUACUCGGACGUUUUGGCUCCUGAAUGCCGCAAACCCGGAAGUGAUUGUUCUGGUUUGCGAACUUUCUUUUGGAACCCAAACGUCCGACAGGGCUUCUGCGGCUUCUGAUUGGCUGCAGGAAGAAGCCAUGAUUUGUUUCUCGAACGUUUUGGAAGUUGAACAGACUUCCGGAACAGAUUAUUUUCGACUUCCAAGAUACAACUGUACUGUGUUUGUGUGUGACUAUGCCCUAAUAAAAGGGACCCGGGUGGUGCUGUGGGUUAAACCACAGAGCCUAGGACUUGCUGAUCAGAAGGUCGGCGGUUCGAAUCCCCAUGAUGGGGUGAGCUCCCGUUGCUCUGUCCCAGCUCCUGCCAACCUAGCAGUUCGAAAGCGCAUCAAAGUGCAAGUAGAUAUAUAGGUACCGCUCCGGCGGAAAGGUAAAUGGCGUUUCUGUGCGCUGCUCUGGUUCGCCAGAAGCGGCUUAGUCAUGCUGGCCACAUGACCCAGAAGCUGUACGCCGGCUCCCUCAGCCAAUAAAGCGAGAUGAGCGCCGCAACCCCAGAGUCGGUCACAAAUGGACCUAAUGGUCAGGGGUCCCUUUACCUUUACCUUAUGCCCUAAUAAACCACUGCUGUAGAAUCCUAGUAACCCUCAAACUAACAUCCAGGAAAAGGGGUGAAAGAGUAAUAACAUGGGGAAAUUACGUAAAUUAUGUAAUGACAGUACAUUAUGCAAUGUCUUUCUUUAAAAUUAUUGCCUUGAUUGCAACGCUUACAUGUUUUCCUCUCUUUGUAUACAGGAUGCCAGAAGUAGCAUGAGAGAAGCUUCAUAGUAGAGCGUUAUGAAAAUAUAUUAUGGAGCUGGGAUGAAGAAAAGGCAUAACCACAGCUCUGCAGUUCUGAAAAAAGUAUUAUCUUUGGGCUAUCAUGGACACGUUGAAAUGAUUCAUAUCUUCUAUUCUGCACAGAUAAUAGGUUGGGGCAGAGAGGAACAGUGUAGUGUGUUUCUAAGUGAGCAACGCAACAUCUACAUUAGAUUGACAGAUUAAAUAAAGCCCCCAAACUUGGUAAUGGAAAGAUGGCGGCCUUCAGAAGCUGGUAGAUCUGGAAAUAAGGUUCUUCAAUAUUAUCUCACUUACUAUGAUGUCAGAAAUUAAUGCCAACUUGACAGUCAACCUCAGCACAUCUACAGAUGAGCCAAGAACUGGCCUCUCUAGAACAGGUCACACCAUUGUGGCAGUUUUUCUUGGGUUCAUAUUACUUUUCGGCUUCUUGAAUAACUUGAUCGUCCUCAUUCUCUUCUGCAAGUUCAAAACCCUGCGCAACCCUGUGAACAUGCUGCUGCUGAACAUCAGUGCCAGCGAUAUGUUGGUGUGCAUCUCGGGUACCACAUUCAGUUUCGUAUCCAACAUCUAUGGCAAGUGGAUUGGAGGGGAGCAUGGCUGCCGGUGGUACGGCUUUGUCAAUUCCUGUUUCGGUAAGAGUUUGGAAGCUUACGUUUCACUGCUUUGGUAACCCAUUCAAAACUGUCAACGUUUCCCUUUUUUAAAGGGAAAUUCCCUUAUUCUGAAUAGGAUUCCUCGCAAGAAAAGGGAAAAGUUGGCAGCUAGGAACCCAUUUCUACAAGAAGAUGAUUCGUAAAUAAAUCCUGGGUGGUAUUCAACCAAGUAUUACUCAGAACAGACCCAUUGAAAUGAAUGGACCCAAUUCAGUCAUGUUCAUUAAUUUCAGUAGUAAAACUUAGAUGAAUACAAACCAUUAUUCUCUCCUAGGCUGAUUAGAUGUUGGUAGCUCAAUCCACAUUUUUAUUCCAAGCUCUGAAUCACACAUCUUUAUUGGGCAUAAUUGUCCUGAGCAUAAUCUUAGGGCUGAAUUAUGUGUUCCAUAGCACAGGUGGGCUGGGGAAAGAUUAUUCCCAUUCUGGGGUUUCAGAUAGUAUUGCUUUUUUUGGUGCUGCUGGGGUUGCAAAGAAGGUUUCAUGGACACAUGAAGAUAUAAGCACUUUCAUUCUGCUUACUGCUUGGCAUUGGCAAAUAAUCACACACACACAAUUUUGUUUCGUCCUGAAAUAUGUUGGCUUGGUGACUUGGUAUUGAACCAAUGAAGCAGGUGUCUGGUUGCCAACUAGCCAAUGGCAGGAUGGUUUUUCUCUCGCUGAUUAUCACACACCUAUCAUGUGGUGAAGCAAUGGUUUCUCCACAGCUUUAGCAGCCACAUAAGGAAGAUCCACACUUUGAAAGAAUAUGACUGUGUGGUAGUAAUAAGAUUGCAUGGGCUGCAAGAGUGCAUUGUCUAUGCCCAACAUCUGCACAUGAUGCACAUAGAUUUUUGCUACACACAUGCAGAUAUUCUGUGAAAGGGCUCUGUCUGCAUACUGACAUAUGUUUGUAAGACAGGGCCAGGGUCACCCUCCCAUGGAGGACCUUUGUGUGCAUAUAUCAGUAGACACAUGGAGUCCAUCAGUAGUGGGGGACUGGCAGUUUUGCAUGUUGGCGCAUGCAGGAUGGUCUACCCUGCAUAGUCCCCUCAUGCGUUAUUCCAACAGCAAUCUCCCCAACAGCAACAGCUUUAUUGCUAAGAUCAAUCUAUAAUAGCAGCAUAACUGACUGCCUUUGUACAGGUACAGCAACAGCUAUGGUUAGAACAGCAAGAUAAUAGAUCCUUAUUAUAGUCUCCCUCCCCUGCUGUUCAGGAAGUGGCAAGGAGCCUAUUCAGAAGAAAUUAUGGGUUCCCUUCUGACUUAUGAACUGAUUUUGUCCUGCUAGUCACGGCUGCUUCCAUAAUCUUCCAUUAAGUUAACAGUCCUUCUCACACCAAAAGGGAAGACUGCUAUGGAGACAGAUGCUUGCUUCAUUGGUUAGGAGGCAGGUUUCCCGGUCAACCUUCUGGCCCAGUGCCCUUGCACAAUAAAGCAAUUAAUAAAACACAAAAGAUUCACCUCAUCUGACUUUGGUUGGAAGCAGAAUUCACCAGGUCAGAGAUAUCCUGUAAAAUGUGUGAACAGGGUGGUUAAGUUCUUUUACAGAAGUCACUGAAGAGUAUGUAUCGCGUUCCCACCCGCUUUGCACAUAUAACUCAUGAAUGAACAAAGAAAAUGAAGAAUGUUGAAUUGCCUCUCUUCCAUUCUUGGUAUCCCUCCUCUUUCAACAAUGGUGGUGACCUGGUGGCCCCCUCAGAUGUUGCUGGACCCUAGCUCCCACUAGCCCUUGUCAGCAUGGCUAAUGGCCAGGGAUGAUGAGGACUGCAAUCCAGCUACACUGGGAAGGCCAUCCUGUCUUAAUGUGUAAUCUAAAGUCGACCUCUGGGAGCACAUGCCCAUUAGACUUUCUUUAAUCCACUGCCAUCAAACAAUAACCUCUUGCAAUUUGGUCUGUACUAAUUUGUACUUGCUAUCUAGAAAUGUAGGCAUUUUAUGCCUGGUUCCUCUUUUCUGCCCACUUCCACUGAUGCUAGGAAAGACACUCAACACACCUGUCUUUGUAGAUCAAAGCAUGACACACUUGUCAAUUCAGCUUCAAGAGGAAGAAUGUAAUUUGAGAAAAUUCUCAGCCACGUAAUUCCAAAUUACCUGGCAUUCUUCUGCCUGGUAUUCUUCAUCUUGAACAAACUAUAUCAUACCUGUCAGAUGAAUGAAAGUGUGGUUCAUACUGAAUGUUAUAGGGUGUUUGUUUUCUUUGUGGGCAUAAAUUAUUGUGAGAGAAGAGAGAGAUCUGUGAAAGAAGCAGUUGCUACUAGUGAGGUUUAACUCCUCCCCUACUACCUUGAGCUGUGAUAUGAUGCCCAUUUACCUAGGAGGAUCAAACCCUAUUGAAAUGAAUGAGGCUUACUUUUCAGCAAACAGAAAUAGGACUGUUGUUGCAUAGUAUAUAGAUAGGUUCUAUUCCUAUGGCUUCCAUACUUGCCCUCUCUCUGCAUGCUGUUUUUAACAUUCCUGUCACAUAAGUACAGGGGUGAAGGACAAUAGCACAGUGGCAGGUCAUGUUAUUUGCAUGCAGAAGUGUUCAGGUACAUUCUACAGUCUCGGACACUUCUAGGUAGGGUUAGGAAACACUCCUGUCUGAAACCCUGCAUUGCUGCUUUUACAUGUGCAAAUGACAGAGGCUUAUUAGCGGGUCCACACCUCUUAACUACCCCCAGCACACACUUGGGUCUGGCUGUUUCCCAGUUCUAAUUAAAUCCUAUUAAGCCCAAGCAUUUAGCACUCACAGAUCUAUAACAGUAUCUUCACUUGGAAGCAAAGUUCCUCGGCUUUCAGUGGGGCUUUUCUCUCUCUUAGUAAAGGUGCUUGGGAUUGCAACCCCAGUUGUAAAGCUGCAUGGGGAUUCAUACCCAGCUGCUUUGUAUGUCACUCCCACCUAACUCUUUUGCACUUAUGUAACAAAACAAAAGACCAAAUGAAUGGGAGCCCUUUUUCCUGUCCUCCUGCUAGGUUGCUUGAUCACACUCUCCUGCUCUCUGUGUGGCCUACAAGCAGUACUUUUUCUUUCGUGGAAAAGAAAAGAAAAGGAGAUGCCAGUAUUCUUAUACAGUGGUACCUUGGAAGUCGAACGGAAUCCAUUCCGGAAGUCCGUUCGACUUCCAAAACAUUCAGGAAGCUACGGAAGCCGCGUUGGACAUUCGGGUUCCAAAGAACAUUCGCAAACUGGAACGCUGACUUCUGGGUUCACGGUGUCCGGGAGCCAAAACGUUCGACUCGCAAGGUGUUUGGGAUCCAAGGUACGACUGUAUUUAUAUUAAGUGUCAUGCGUUCUAGAACAAAAUGGCUGCUAUGGGCAGCAAAGAAGAAGAAGAAGAAAGCGCUGGUAUUCUGUAUUGGGUUACAUAAAUCUUAUGUAGCCCGAGAAGGUGUGGCUGCUGUAACAGUUAUUUGAAGUUGUGGAUGGUCCCUUUAAUCAGGGGUGUCAUGUUCCACUUUGCUGCUUGUGGUGGGACAGGAAGUGCUACCCUGCCACUGCUCUGCUGCCGCACUGCCUCCACAACUCUGCCCUCACCCCUGCACAGUGGCGGUAUUAAGUGGCGACAACAGCAGGUUCUGGAGAGAUCCACAAAGCCUUGUACUGUAUUCAUUAAUGUCAAAAAGAAAUAAGACAAUAUGGAAUUAUUGUUUCUCAGCCUUCAAUAUUGGCCUGAAUUGUAAAACCGAAAUAGUUCCCCCCCUUGCUAUUUAUUUAUUAUCCAUUGGGAAAUGUCACUGUUGGCUGAAAUCUAUAAUUUGUGUCCCUAUGAAAUACACAGUCCUAAGUAGCCUUGAGUCAGCAUUCAUGAUAGCAUUUCUGGACAGCUGAACCUUUAAAAAAAUUGUAUCUUAGUUUUAGUAUGUUUGGCCUUAUAUAAAUGAAAAAUCCUUAAAAUGGUACAGAAGAACACAGCAUCCCGUGAUAAAUAAAAGGGGGCGUAACUAUAGAGAAGUUGCUUGGCUAUUUUUGGAGGGGGUUUUAAUAAACGGAAAACGGAUCCAAACCUAGGCAUUGUUGGUUCUGUGCAGAAUAAUUGAAAGGAAUCUACUUGGAUGUUUGCAUUUACUGUAUAUUCUGCAGAAUCUCCUUCGGAUAAGACAUCUGUUACAAUUAAUGUUCUAAAGCAAAUCUCAACUUUUAACAAGUAGCAGACCUUCUGUAGUUAUUAAGGCAAUUUGUAAGAACAUGAAGACCAUAAUUACCAAUUGAAUGAUCGCAAAAUUAAUUCUAGAUAAAUAAGUUUCAAGGACAAACACACUCUUUAGCUGUAACCAGGGCUUUGACCUUCAGUUGGAUAGUUUUAAUUUUAGAGUCUUUGGAUCUGGCCUAUUUAACCAGGCAUUGUGAUUAAUAACACUUUCAUAACUGGAGUUGAUGAAGAGCCUUGUUCCUAUCCCUUUCAGCUCCAGAUAUACGUUCCUUUAAAAAGUAGGUAACCUUGAUUUCGGUGGAAUCAAUCUGCCCUUUUAGUGUGUUGUCACCUUAAAGUCUAAAUUUGCCUUAGUUUUAAAAUAAAAAUCCAAGUACUUUAUCAGAGUCCUAUCAAGAAUGCAGAAGUAAUUCAGGAAUUUAAAAAAAGGACAAAACGGGAGGGACGAACCAGAAUAAAUGAAAAACACAAUAAGCGUUUAGAACUGAUGGUAUAUGUUUAUGAGAGACAUAUGCUGGUUUUAUAGUCAUGUCCCCUUUCUUGCUAUUGGGUGUGUGUGUGUGAAUUUUGCCCCCUUUAUCCUAUAAAAAUGUUUGAGCUCAGGCGUUUAAUGGGGAAAGUCAGGAAAGGAAUCUUUGACCUUCUAAAUAUAAGGCACGUCCAUGAGUAUUACCGUAUUUUUCCGUGAAUAAGACUAGGUUUUUUAACCAAAAAAUUAGGUUUAAAAUUGGGCCUCUUCUUAUACAUGGGUAGUGCUGAGGGUUUGUUUUUUUCCUUAAUUUGGAGUCCCCCAAAAUAGGGGGUGUCUUAUACAUGGGGGCGUCUUAUAGACAGAAAAGUAUGGUAAGUUCUGGCCCUCUUGCAAAGCUGUGGUCUUCUCUGUAAUAGCUGAAAUCUUUGGAAUGCUCUCCCCAUGGAGGCACAUUAGUGUUAACUUUUUUCCUUUUUUACAAAAAAUCUGGCACCAGGUAAAAACAUUUUUAUUCUCUGGGACAUAAGGAUAACUACCGGUAGAAUCAUAGAAUCAUAGAAUCAUAGAGUUGGAAGAGACCACAAGGGCCAUCGAGUCCAACCCCCUGCCAAGCAGGAAACACCAUCAGAGCACUCCUGACAUAUGGUUGUCAAGCCUCUGCUUAAAGACCUCCAAAGAAGGAGACUCCACCACACUCGUAUUGGUACUAAGUUUGGGCUUCAGUGUGCAUGCUUUGUAAUUGUUGUGUUGAUAUUGUGUUGUGUUGAUAUUGUCCAUUAUUUCACAGGCAUGUUGGGGAUGUAGGGAAAUGUCACUUGAGGUUAUUGAUGUCAUGGACUCCUGACUGGAUAGUAGCUGGUGUCACUGAUGACAAAUAAUCACCUUGCACACAAACAACCCAGUGGCAGUGCUGAAAUUACUUCCACGGACAGUCUUAACCUCUGGUGUGUACUGGAUAAGUGCAUGUAACACCACACUGACAAGCCACUGAAAUCCCCUUCAAAAUCUCUCUAUAUAAUAAAAAUGAAAGAAUGUCGUCAUGCAACUCCCUUGAAGUGGGGCUAAUCCCUGGAGUCUAAUCCAUGAAGUCAGGGUGAGGCAGGGAAGCAAGAAAGGAGAAACACUGAGGAGGGGAAAGUGGUUUGAUUAAAACGACAGCAGAGGUUUGAGCAAAGUAGAGAUGAAGAGACAUUGAAGUUUUGUUUUCAAAAGAGUUUUAACAAGUUUUAACUUUCUCCCCUGCUUUACUCAAACUUCUGCCAUCAUUUUAAAAUGGCCACUUCCCCCUUUCUAUGUUUACGUAGACUUAUUUUGAUCUUUCAAAGACCUUCAGCUCACAAUUAAGCUAUUAGUAUUCUACCAUGUGCAUUUUGAGAUACAUUACACUUAGUUGAAAUCAAAGGUUAGCAAUUAGUAGCAUUUAAGAAGCUUUCAUUUCCCAGGUAAUUUAAGUCACUUGUUGGCAAGGUGACUGUUCUUGUCCUUCUCCUGUCACUUACAUGUGUCCAGUUAUCAGCGUAACCUAAAAGAUCUUUUAUGCCUGGCAGGUUUUCUCAUUAAAAAGGGGGUGUGGGGGAAGGGGGGAAAACACUUAUUUAAGAUGGGUGAAGCUGGUGGGAGUUUGCUCACAUAUGUUUAUACUUCAGUAACUUAUUAAUGAAAUAAACCGUAAAAGCCUUACCCUCCACAGGGAAGUUUUAUGGGGAAAGCAUAACUUUUAAAAAUUUAAAACGAUAGCUUCAAAUGUAAUGCUUGAACUCCCAAUAUUUAACAAACUAGAUUAUAAACAAUGACAGGGCUUUGUCCUCAAGCAUGUUUAGAAACCCUUAAGGCCUCUAGUUUGUUGCCAUCUAUUAUCAUAUACCCAGGAGGUAGAAUGAGUUCAAAAGUUUACUCCAGGAUUCUAAAUGGAGUGUGUUGGGGUGUGUUGCUGAUGAAUUUGUGCAUGGAAAAGGAGCAGAAAAUGAUUGGUGCUCUUUAGACAAUACGCAUUUCAAAAAGGAACUUCCUACUCUUUAUGCCCAGGUCUAGCCACAGCACUUAACUCUGCCAUAGGUUCUGAUCUUUCACAUCUAAAUAUUUUCCUAAGAACCAAUUUGCAGGCCAGUGAACCAGUGCUGACAGUACAGUAGAAACUUGUUUUGCUAACGGUAGAAUCGUGUCCGGCUCAGUUGUUUCAGGUGGAACUGAGGUUGCCCAUGGUCUUAAAACUGUGGGUAUGGUGCAUCCAAAAUACUAUUCAAAGGGUUAAUGCUGUAGCCUAGAAUCUUGUGAUGUCAUAUAUAUACUGAGGUAGUAUAUGUCUGUGUGCGUGAGUUUUAAUUGUGAGAACAGCAAGUGCUUAGUGUUAUGCUGCUGCCUGCCUCAGAGCGAGUCUGUAAAUAUCAGUCCAGUCUCAGAUGCAAAUUCAUGGAAAUAUGUUUCAGUAACAUAAGUGUCACCUGCCUCUCUUGUACAUUCAGUCUGACAAGAGCAAGUGGAGCAAUGAAAAGUCAUAUGUCAUUGUGGCGAUCACACAGGGUCCCCGGACGCUUGACGGUCUAUUGAUCCCUGUGCCACCACUGUGAUUGCUUUCCUGCUGCCACCAACCCGUUUCUCUCAGGUACACACAGAGUCCAGACAGUUGUUAACAUUAAAUCAAAUAAGCAAGUUUAUUUUAUAAGCCUUAACAAGUUUAUGGUUUCAGAUAAUUUUUCUUGUCAGUUUCUUAAUCUUAGUUUCUAUACCGGCCUAUACCUUUCCUAAUAACUGCUAACUGAUUAUCCCAGCUGUCUAUCUGACUCCUCCUAUCAGUUUCUCUCACUCUCUCACAUCAAAACUUGACCAACCCACAGACUUAUCCUCUCUCUUCCUUCUCCAACUCCCAACUGACCUCCAGACAACUCUAACUCUAACUCCUCCCCUUGGGUUCCCACUGGCCAAUCACUUCACACCCAUUUAACGCUUUCCUUAUGACCCAGCAUGAUGUCACCUAGGAGGGCAAACGCCACAGUCAUCUUAAACUUUAAACGCAAGUGUUGCGUGGUUUUUGUAGGAGAAAAGAGAACCAUUAAAAAAGGGUCAAAUGACCCAGGGCAACCUCUGCACAACUUUGCAAAGUAUAAUUACCACAGAUGUGUGUGUGUGUGUGUGUGGAGUCCAUGGAGUUUCGGGUGUCAGCUGGCUGUGAUGAUUUUACUUGCUAAUUUGCUAAUGUAGCAUCACUCUCAUUUGCUCCAAUAUGGAUUCCUCAUGCUGUUUAGGAAACAGCAGUGCAGUGUAGACAAAGCCCUUACCUGCCAUUGCUGGAAGUUAAACUGAAGGGGAGCAAACAGCCUGCCUUUUGCUUCCAUUCAGCCUCUGAUGUAAAAGCAAAAAAGGAAUUGAAAUCAUAGUUCACAUACUCUGUAGUGUACUCCAAGGCAAGAGGUGGAGAACCACUUUCGACCAGAGGACCAGAUCCCCACGUGGAGAGUCAUUCUGUGGCAAACUUUAAUAGGUGCAUGGCUGCGGGCCCCUGUCAAGCACAUCAUAUGAAUGAAUGAAUGAAUCUUUAUUUGCGUCAGCCAUAGCGAUAAAACAACAAUACGAUAUAUAAAGAAUAGAAAUAAAAAGUGAAUUAUAUAAAAUACAGUGGUACCUCUGGUUGCGAACGGGAUCCAUUCCGGAGGCCCGUUCGCAACAUGAAAAGAACACAACCCGCAGCGGCGCAUCUGCGCAUGCACGGUUGUCAUUCGCCACUUCUGCGCAUGCGCGUGACGUCAUUUUGCGCUUCUGCGCGAGCGGCGAGACCCAGAAGUAACCCUUUCCGGUACUUCCAGGUCGCCGCAGGACGUAACCUGAAAGAACGGAACAUGAAGCGGACGUAACAUGAGGUAUGACUACAUUUUAGGGUUUUGAAUCGAUAGUCAAAUAGUGAAUCUUAUUCUAAUUGCCCCAGCUUGCAACCUUUGCUGUCACCUGCUCAUCUUGAUCUGCCAAGAGAAAGGACACUAUGGCAGUGGCUGGAUGACCCGGAAUGGAGAUUAAGAGGGGUGAUGACCUUAUUCCUCAAGCCUUUACAAAGAUUGCACAUCAUAUGUCAUCAGGCAUUGCCCAUCAAAGGAAGAUUCUUGCUUUGCAAUUGUUGGAUUAUAACUCCCGUCUUCCCUGGCCAUUGCCUAUGUUGACUGGAGCCAAUGGGAGUUGAACUCUUAACAACACCCAGAGGGUUACAGUUUCUGCAUCCUCAUAGAGUCUGCAUUUAGUUACUGCACUGAGAUGGUGGUAAUAAUAAUAAUAUUAAUAAUAAUAUUAGACUAGCCUCUCUUCUAGGUGUAUUGUUGCACCUGGGAUUGUUCUGAGGACUGCUGGGAUGCAGAAAUAUUUAGUGGUGGUUCUUCCAUUUUUGAAAAUAUAAAAUCCAGCUGUUAUCAGGAUCUGUCUCCAUCACUUGGAAGUAGUCACUAUUGAAUCGAAGCCACAUUCUUUUUUUCUCUGUAAGCACAAUCCUCUAAAUUUUUUGGCAUACCUAGUGAAAUACUUUUUCUUUUGAUAAGAAUUUUUCCCUUUUCUCCCCACCCCCAGAAGUUAACUAAGUGGACGUGUCUUGGUUGUUUACAUUGGCAUUUUCCCAAACAUCAAAGGGGACAAAUAUUAUGUAGAGGUGGCAAUGCCUUUGUAAUUGGGGCAUCAUUAAACGAUUUCCAGGUCAAUAAACAACAGCAUUUAUUGAUUUGCAGACAACACCACAAUUACGCACUUGUAUAAUCCAUAGCAAACCCUGCUAGUUUCCAAAUGCUUCUUGUCUGCCUGUUAUAAAAAAAACACUUCUCCCACUCACCCAUGUACACAUCAGCUGUGUGUAAAUGUCAGUGUCGCUGUCAUUAUAUAUGCAUUUCAGUGCAAGCAAACUUUGUUUCAAUUUAGUGGAUUAAUAAUUAGCUUCUGGUAAAUUUGUAGCCCGUUUUGGCCAUUUGGUAUGCAUAGGUAUUGAAUGUGUGAAGUGGCUUCCAAAAAAUGUGCUGGCUCACCCUGUUCUCUAGGUGCCAACACAUGCAGUUACGCUCAUUCUUAUGGUGGGAGCCCCAUGUCCAUAUCUUUCAGUCUAUCCCUGUGUCCAGGACACAGACAAAGCAUGAACUUGGCAGCCCACAUGAUAACAUCUGUUGCUGGAACACAGUGGGAACUGUUUGAAUUCUCUGCCAUGUAAAAAUAAAAGGAGCAUUCCUAUACACACAUGUCAAAGAAGGGGAAACAGCGCAUAACAUGUUCCUUAACAGUAGUUCACAGCUUUCUUAAUUCAAAUAUUUGAUCCUUCACUGCAAUCUGCAGGGGACAGCCUUGCAAAUGAUCGAUCAUUUGGAGCUUCUGAUUGUGGACAGCACCCUUCACAGUCCGGCUCUCCCUCUCUCAAACUGGAAAAGUUGCAGGUCCCAUUGCUACAUCUGUUGCUCCUCCCAAGCAUCUUUUGUGCCCCAUUUUGGCAACUGAACAGCUUGCUGCUACCCCUUUGUUGGAUUUGUCCCAGAAACCUCCCAUUGCUGACCCCAGUCUUCCAUUAUAAGAUAAAGGGAGGUGAGGCCAUCUUGCCAAACACUUUCUGAGUUUAUUUGCAGACAUAUUUGCUCUAUAUGCCAAACUUCAGAAGGUUCAGAAGUGUCUAGAUGCUAGCCUAAGUCAGAAUGUUCUCGGGCCAAGGCUUGGUUUGGAUAAUAAUAAUAAUAAUAAUAAUAAUAAUAAUAUAUUAUUUGUACCCUGCCCAUCUGGCUGGGUUUCCCCAGCCACUCUGGGCGGCUUCCAACAAAGACCAAAAAUACACUAAGAUUAACCACUAUGGCAGUCCCUUUUUCUUUGCAGAAACCCCAUCUUACAGAUAUCGAAUCACAGGCUUGGAGAGGAACCCAAUGAUGACAUCUAGACAAGCCCCCCUCCUUUCAUGACUCAUGGAAGUGAAACCCAGUAAUAAGAUACAAAGAUGACAAUGUUUCAUAUACUUUUCUGCCAUUAAGAAAAUAGACUUCUAACCUGAAGAAUAUAGACUAAAACUCAAGCUGUUCCACUCAUGUCUGUAGGAGGAAACCAUCUGGGUUGGGCGGAUUGUAUGAUUACUUCCCACACUAGCACAAGCCAUCCCACAGGAAAGGAAGAUAUAGGCAUAGAACCCACAUCUUCUGUAGUCUGUAUCCUCCAGAGAAUAUCAGUCACACUGAAAUGGUUGACUCAGGGCCAUGGUCAUCAGAGGAUAGCAUAGUCAUCUGCUUGCUUAGGCCCGCAUUCUUGCUCCCAAAAGCUUCCUGGCACCACCUCAUGAUUGCCAGCUGCCCACUUCUGUCAUUUUUCUUCCUAACCCCCAGGGGAUGAGUGAGCAAAUGAUGACCAUGAAAAGCUGAGUGCAGCUUCCAUUGGUUCUUUCUCACUUGCCUGCCAGAACUCUCACCGGCAGACCAGCUGGCAGGGAUAUUGUCCUGUGUCUUGAUGAAAACUUGGGAAAUUGCUUUAAAGCAGUUACCAUCAUGACUUUACAAAAAAUCUAUUCAGAUACAGUUGUCUUUACCAAAGGGAAUGUAUUUCCAUUGAGACAGAGGCAGGAGUUUUGAAUAUUUUCUUUGAAUAUUUCUGAGAUUGCCAAAAGCUUGAAAAGCAGAUCUAUACUAUACUAUACUAUACUAUACUAUACUAUACUAUACUAUUUGGUUCCAGCAUCUGUAUGUCCUUUGGUGACAAGGAAGUAACAAUAAAGAUCAAUUGAGACCAGGAGGUUAAGUUCCCUAAUCAGCUUGGGGUGAAUUUUGCAAAAUUAUUCUCAGUGGAGGGAGACAUCGCUAUCAUAAAUGUCAAGUUUCAAGUUCAGUCAUGCCUUUUGUGUGUGUCUGUAGAAGGGAAAAUGGAAAAUAAAAUGUGUUACUUGACCUUGUCUGCCUUGCCAGCUUCUUCCUAUUGACCCUGGGAGGGGGAAUUAUUGGUUUGUUUUUGUUCUUAUUAUGUAUUUUUGUGUUUUCUAUAUUGUAAUUUUAUGCUAUGAACCUCCCUGAGAUCUAUGGAUGAAAGGCGGUAUAUAAAUUUAACUAAUAAUAAUAAUAAUAAUAAUAAUAAUAAUAAUUCCCCUUGACAUUCUAAUCAUGCAGAAAAUGGUAUUUCGCUUUCUGCCCUUUAAGUCUUUACGUCAUAUGAAAUAACAAAAAGUGAUUCUUUUAAUUAUUUUUGUCCCCACUUCUUUCUCGUUGCAGGCAUUGUGUCUUUGAUCUCGUUGGCCAUUCUGUCUUACGAACGUUACAGCACCCUCACCAGUAAACGUGGCUCUGACUACCAAAAGGCUCUGUUAGGAGUUGGGGGCUCCUGGCUCUAUUCUCUGGUCUGGACUGUGCCCCCUCUCAUUGGCUGGAGCAGCUACGGGCUCGAGCGGGCAGGCACCAGCUGUUCCGUCCGAUGGACCUCUGAAACACCAGAGUCAGUGUCGUACAUCAUCUGCCUCUUCAUAUUCUGCUUAGUCAUCCCUGUAAUAGUGAUGAUAUACUGCUACGCCCGCCUCUUUUAUGAUGUCAAACAGGUAAGUGUGUCACAGGCGUUAUAUGUUAUCUCUGAGGAAGGUUGCGUUUCAGAUACGUGCCCUCUAAUAUACAUUCAAAAAAUGAAUUGAAGGCUUUCAAAGAUGGUAGAUUUCUCUCAUUUCAUAUUCGAAGGCCCUAAUCCUCUGCACACUUACUUGAGAGUAAGUCCCCUAUACUUAGUGGCAUCUCUGUUUGUUUAUUACAGUUCUAUCCUAUCCUCCUUUGAGAGCAAUCGUCUCCUAUCUAGGAAGCUUUCAGGGCCAUAGCUACUUUCCCUCAGUAGCAGAGCUGCAUGUCUUCAUAAAUUGUUUUCUAGGAACAUAGGGCAAAAAGAUUAAUGCAUUGUAGGGUUUGGGCAAGAUGACCCUUGUCCCUUCCAACUCUACAAUUCUGUGAUUCUACAAAGCUGUUUUACAUCAGGUGAGCCUCUUGGUCCAUCCACCUCAGUAUUGUCUACGUUGACUGACAGUUACUACAGUAUCCAAGGUAUAGACACAGAAUAUUCCCAGCCUUCCCUGGAGGUUCCAGGGAUUGCCUCCAUCUGCAGCCAAAGCAGAUCCUUUAUCUCCUGCUCCUUUUGGUUUUGUUUGUUUCUUUAAAAUAUUUAUAUGCUGGCCUUGAAGGUAAACUCAUGCAGUUUGGUUCUGAGUGCAGAUGAAGAAAAGACUUGGCUCCAGGAGAACACCUAGGCUGUUCCUCUGAUCAGACAGGGUAACAAUAGCAUCAUCUAUGACAGGUAAACUCACCAAGUCCAGACCAUCAAACCUUCCCAUCAAUGAAUAGGGGUUAUCUGUCUUGGACACUGAGGAACUGACUGAAAAUGGUUUAGGUUGAAUAAUGAAUUGAACUGGUAAUUAUCCAUUGCUCUCCAUUAAUAAGAUGGUUUUACCUAAUUUGUAAAUGGAUGAACCAACUUCAGCAUCAUUAAGGGUUGUCUGCAGGAUUGAUUAGCUUUAAUGAACCAGGCGCCUUUUGAUUGUCCUCAUGGAUCUGACGAGUUGACAGUAUUUGUGAUUAAUUUGUUAUUUAGGAUUGCACCGCUAAUUACUACAGUGUCUACUGAGAAGUAAGUCCUUCAGUUCAAUGGAACCAAACGGAGUUAGGAUUGCAGCCUAAUUCAUUCUACCUUGAUUAAUGAGAUUUAUGAUGUUGUUGAACUCCAACUCCCAUCAACUCCAGCCAACAAACCCAGUGAGGAGGGAUGAUGGAUGCUGUAGUCAAGCAAUGUCUGGAGGGGCACCAUGGCAGCUAUUCCUGCAUUUUAUAAUUUCUGCAAAAACAUGUACAGCAGUUAAACUUUGCUUAUGCUCUGCUCUUUCCCAGGCUCCACCACAUGUUAGGUGUUGGCUGGAUAUUGUGAUGUUGCUUUAGAAUUAGAACUUGGAGAACUCUCACGCAAAGGACAAAAUUUGGAAGAGUUAUGCAUGUAUUGAUUGUCUGGAGAAGUCUUCAGUUUUUACUUAUUCUUCAGUGUGGUAGACAUCUCCUGGCUUUCAGUGAUGUUUUUCUCAUUUGAAGCCCCGAGAGUCCAAUUUUAGUCAGAUUCUAAGUACUUGAGUAAGCAGGGUUGGCCUUUGCAUGAGAUUUUUGAAAUUAGGGCUAUGAGUAAUGCUAGAUGAUAUAUUUGAUUUCAGGAGCUAACUCCUGGAGGAUUCCUGUCAGAGCAAAAGCUAUUACCUGAAUACCUUCAAGAAUUAAAUAUUUGCCCAGUAGGAACCUACAAUAUUCACAAAGCGCUCUAACAUUUCAAAGACAAGAUUGUAGGACAUUAGGAUCUACUAUAAUCAGACUGAUUAUUCCGGAUUGUUUAUUGCUAAGUCAUAUGGUGAUUAUUUCAGGGGAAAUAAUAAACUUCGUUAAACUGCCUUUAAAAAGGGCAAAACUAGAAUUAAAACAUGUGUAUAGCCUUCAUAAUGGAUGUGUGUAUUUUGUACACAACUAUUUGCACCAUGUUCCAUAUGGCGAUAGCCAAACGAACAGAUUUCAGUGGAGCUACUUAGUACGUCUUAAUUUGAAAUCACUCACAGUAUCUUGUGAGAAUGUGGCACAGAAUUCUUAACAACAGAGUUUAAUUGUUAAUUAAGGCUGUACUCCCAACCUGAUUUACUGGGGAGUAAGCCCUGCUGAAUUUAACAGGAUUAGGAUUUACUUAUGAGUAGGCAUGGUUAGGAUUGUGGCGUUAGCCAUUUCAAAAUUCCAUAUUCAUUCAAAAAACCACUUUUUACUUCUGUUAGAAGUCUCUUGUGUAUACUGUGCACUUAAAAAAAAUCUGGAUGUGUACAACAAUAAGAAAAUCCAUUUCUUAUUGUAUACUGUAUUUGGUUGCGUGCAAAGAGAAUUGUCUUCUCUAGGGGUUGUUUGCUACUAAAGGAAAGGGGACUUUCUGACUGGUGCCACUCUUCACAGUGGAAUGCACAAAUAACACACUAAUGUUCCAUGUACUAGGGAAUGACAUCUCUUCUGGCUUUAUACUUCUGUCUGUGUACUAUAUGCCAUUGACCCAAGCCAUAAACUCCUGGUGAUGCUUCCAGUAUGAUACUUCCUUGUACCUGUUAGCAAGAAUUUAGGUAAAGAGCGAACAGGGCAGAACAAUAAUUCCACAGGAAAAUUACCCACAGAAUAGUAAGGAAAGAAAUUUGUUUGAACUUUCUAACGUUUGAGUGGCAGCAAUAUUCGAACUUGCGCUUAAAUGCAGAUGAGGAUUCUUCACCUCAAAGCCCUUGCUCCCUUAACUUCUCAAUGUUUCGUGUCCUCUUAGGACCCCUUACCUGUUACCACACACAAAUUGCUUGUUAAUAUAAGCACAUUUCCUUUAAAUGGAAAUAUUCUCUUUUGGAGAUACAGGUGAAACUCGGAAAAUUAGAAUAUCGUGGAAAAGUUCAUUUAUUUCAGUAAUUCAACUUAAAAGGUGAAACUAAUAUAUGAGAUAGACUCAUGACACGCAAAGCAAGAUAUGUCAAGCCUUUAUUUGUUGUAAUUGUGAUGAUCAUGGCAUACAGCUGAUGAAAACCCCAAAUUAACAAUCUCAAAAAAUUAGAAUAUUAAAUGAAAUCAGCAAAACAAGGAUUGCAAAUAGACCAGUAUUGGACCUCUGAGAAGUAGAAGCAUGCAUAUGUAGUCACUGCUUGGUUUGGCCCCCUUUUGCAUCAAUUACUGCCUCAAUGCGGUGUGGCAUGGAUGCUAUCAGCCUGUGGCACUGCUGAGGUGUUAUGGAAGACCAGGAAGCUUCAAUAGCAGCCUUCAGCUCUUCUGCAUUGCUCGGUCUCAUGUCUCUCAUCUGUCUCUUGGCAAUGCCCCAUAGAUUCUCUAUGGGGUUCAGGUCAGGCGAGUUUGCUGGCCAAUCAAGCACAGUAAUCUCAUGGGCAUUGAACCAGGUUUUGGUACUUUUGGCAGUGUGGGCAGGUGCCAAAUUCCUGCUGGAAAAUGAAGUCAGCAUCCCCAUAAAGCUCGUCUGCGGAAGGAAGCAUGAAGUUCUCCAAAAUCUCCUGGCAGAUGGCCGUGUUGACCCUGGACUUAAUGGUGUUGGUCCAUUGUUGUUGAGUCCAGGGUCAACACAGCCGUCUACCAGGAGAUUUUGGGGCAGUUCAUGCUUCCUUCCGCAGACGAGCUUUAUGGGGAUGCUGACUUCAUUUUCCAGUUUCACCUUUUAAGUUGAAUUACUGAGAUAAAUGAACUUUCCCACGAUAUUCUAAUUUUCUGAGUUUCACCUGUAGUCUAACAGCUGCUGUACGGUGAGAUGGGGGGAAAGCUGGUGGUUAAUGUCUCAUGCUGGCUAUGUUUUUACCUGGAAUAUUUCAUCUCCGCUUUCUAAAGCUAUUGUGAUAGUACCUGCCGCUGCAGGUCUCAGAGGCUGUCUGAGCUGAAUCCUGAUGGCUUCCUUGUGUUCCUCACUUUUAUCUCCCUUAGAGACCUGUUGCAGUUGUUUCACCUGUCAAAAAGAAUCUAGGGAUGUCUUGCUGGAGGCACAUGCUUAGGCGCAUCAGAGAAAGCCUCUAUUUCCUUAGAGGGAGUAGCUGAAUACAGACACAGAAGGAAGCACCGUAGGAUUGCAUCUGUUUAAAGGAGCUUGUAUAAUCUCACUUGGCAACCAGUUGUUGCUGGGAUGGGAGACCCGGAAGGAACUUCGUUGUUUCUUGAGCGUUGGUUGGAUGAAUGCGUUGUGACAGGAUCCCCAACCCUGGGACAUCCUGAUAGUUUAUGUCUCUCUGGGGAUAAAUGCAUCUAUUUUGGUUUGUGGGUAAAUGGAUUUUUUUUUAUAUUUUGCUUCAGGGCAAAUGCAGAAUUCUGGGUGGGCCCAGAGGGAAUUGUGCCUCUCUAAUGAACUCUUCUUGCAAGCUAUAUUUGUAAGGGGGCCCAGCUAUGCUACUUGUAACUUGCCCGCUUUCGCUGUGAGCACUCGAACACUGAAUUCAGGCCAAGUUUGAAGACUUGCUUACUCUGUGCCUCUCACUCUAUAGUGCCCUAUAGUGCCUCAGGCACAUACAAGAACCUUACAUAUAUAACAGACUUGGGUGCCAAGUUAGAAUGGCUGUGUCGCUAAAAUAAGACUGCUCAGAAACAAGAGGGAACAUACUUGCAGUAAACCCUAGGGUAUACAGUGUUGUCAGAACCCUAGGGUUUACAGAAGUAUUAAAAUAUUUGGGGGUGAUUUCAUGAGGAAACCCGCUCCCCAAUCCAGUGAUGAUUGGAGGUUUUUAAUGUCUGUUGUUUUAUUGUAUUUUAAUAUUUUGUUGGAAGCCGCCCAGAGUGGCUGGGGAAACCCAGCAAGAUGGGCGGGGUAUAAAUAAUAAAUAAUAAACAAUAAAUUAUUAUUAUUAGUAGUAGUACUCAGUGGCCAUGGAAUGCUGAGUUUCUUUGGGUGAGGAAGGCACAAAUAAUCAAGAGACAGAGGGAAAGUGGGACUAGAAUAUCCUGAAAGGGGAAAUGGCUAGAUAGAACAUUGAACAAGAGUACAUUCUGCAACAUUUUAUUGCAGUCUCCACUUGUUCAUGCUUUUCUUAACAAGGCUCAGGCCAAUUCUGAAAGUCACACACUGACAACAGUUCUUGUAAGUAAGCUGGUUCUGUGAUGUUCCAAAAUGCUUUGUCUUCUGAUGGAUGCUGGUAAACACGACCCCAGAAGGCCCAACAUGAGGAGUGUCGGUGUGAUGUGAAAGUGCUUGCCUUGCGAUAAUUAUGAGUCAACAGUGUGAGCCCAUUCAGGGUGACUGGUCUUGGCCUCUCCCCUCCCCAGUAGCUGCUUUCACCUUCUCAGAAUCCACAGAUGGUGGAACAGAUAGUCAGAAACAGUUGCUUUAUACAUCUCAAGUUCAAUCCCCAACAUCACCCAGUAGGUCUGGGAGAGACUCCCUGUCUGAUACCCUGGAGAGUUGCUGCAGUCAGUGUAGACCAGGCAUGUCCAAACUCGGCCCUCCAGAUGUUUUGGGACUACAAUUCCCAUCAUCCCUGACCACUUGUCCUGUUAGCUAGGGAUCAUGGGAGUUGUAGUCCCAAAACAUCUGGAGGGCCAAGUUUGGCCAUGUCUGGUGUAGGCAGUACAGAAACAGAUGGAACAGUGAGUCUGCCUAGGUGUUAGGCAGCUUUUUAAGGUAAAUAUUAAUAUAUGGUUUGGGGUGUGGGCAUUCAGGCGGCAGUUUCCUGUUUGCAGUAUGAAAUGUUAACAUCCAUUGUACUGGGCAAAUUAACAUACCGUAUUUUUUGCUCUAUAAGACUCACUUUUUCCCUCCUAAAAAGUAAGGGGAAAUGUGUGUGCAUCUUAUGGAGCAAAUGCAGGCUGCGCAGCUAUCCCAGAAGCCAGAACAGCAAGAGGGAUUGCUGCUUUCACUGCGCAGCGAUUCCUCUUGCUGUUCUGGCUUCUGAGAUUCAGAAUAUUUUUUUUCUUGUUUUCCUCCUCCAAAAACUAGGUGUGUCUUAUGGUCUGGUGCGUCUUAUAGAGCGAAAAAUACGGUACUUGCUUGAGUUGGAACCAGUUUUUUUUUAAAAAAAGAAAAUAGGUGCCAGUGUGCAGUGCCUCUACUUAGACAUUUCAUCUUAUUUAUUAAAGACAUUCCAAAGAGUAACCUCUACGAUUCAGGUCAGGGAUAGUCCAUUUCGGUACAUCAGGAUUGUUGUUCAGGCACUGAUCUGUGAGCACUGCGCACACUUGUCAGGCUCUAGAAUGUUGCUACCAAUUGACAAUAUCGACUUAGAAGUUAUAUAACACUAAUUAGGAGCUGUAUGAGGUAGUAGUACAAUAUAUUUACACGCGAUGAUUGAUUGGUUCUUCAGCAGCUGUUUUCAAGGACGUUUACCUACAGAACUCCAAGAGAGGGACAAUAUUUACAACUUCUAAAGAAUAUUUUAUUUUCCUUUCCAAUUAAAUUGAGCAAUCAACACACACACAUAACCAUUUAGUAGUGCCCUGGGGAUCUAUUGGGGAGCCAAGUCUGACCAUCCAUUGUUCAGAUUCUAAAGCGUUCCAAGGCGAAGAGCAGCCAAUUCAAAGGAAUUCCAUGCCAAAGGGUGCUCCAAAACAGAAAAUGAUGCUGCAGUCCUACGCACAAUUGCUUAGGAGUAAUCCCCAUUUAAUUCAAUGGGAUUAGCUUCCAAGCAGGCAUGCUUAAGAUUUGCCCUGUAAGCUUAUUAAUUAAAAACAAUCUGGAGUACCGGGUAUUUUGCGGAUGCCGCGUGACACCCAAUUUUACUUUAACUUUGGAUUUGUUUCAGGGGUGAGGCAGUAGGGGUGCUUAAAACCAGUGUCUGGGAGCAGUUAACGGCCAAUAAACUGCAAGAAAAGCCAGCCUGAGGCACCUGUCUUGUUCUGCAUAAUGAUAAGGCUGGUCCUGCUUGAAAGAACAAGGGCCUGACUCUGUUAUGUAUUCAGUGUCUGUAUUUGCCUGAGCUUGAGUCUGGACUAAGGAUUCUGAGCCCCUGCGUUCUGAUUCGAUUCAUGAUAUCCAAUCACAGAACAUUUCCGGAUUUGGGCCUCUGCCAUUGGCCCUUAAACUCUUGAGUCAUGAUUCGCAGCUUGGAAGUUUAGACAACCAAUCACGUUGGGAGUGGGAGUGGCCCAGGCCUUCAGAAAUGUAUAUAAGCAGUUGCUUUGCCCCUGUUGUUUAGUUCUGUUUGUUCAAUAAAGGUUCUUGCUGUUAUCACUGUGUCUUGCCUUGUGGCAACCCAUCUACACUUCACUGACCCUUUAAAUUGACUUGCUAUACUUUGGAUAUUUUGGACUGCUUACUAAUAAGACUCGAUGUAAUUUUUACCAGGUUGGAAAAAUACGGAAGACUUCUGCCCGUAAAAGAGAAUUCCACGUCCUCUUCAUGGUGAUCACGACCAUCAUCUGUUACCUGAUUUGCUGGAUGCCCUAUGGAGUUAUAGCUCUCCUUGCGACAUUCGGCAGGCCAGGCUUGGUGUCCCCAGUUGCAAGCGUCAUACCAUCUAUUCUGGCAAAGAGCAGCACCGUCUGCAAUCCAAUCAUCUACAUACUUAUGAACAAACAGGUGAGCAUUACAGUUAAAGCGAGCUGUCUUAUGUAAACGGAAAAUGACUUCUGUGCUCCCAAAGUCAUAUUCCUUUGUUUGAGGACUACUUAGACUAAGAGUUAUUAGCAUCUGAAGCAGAAAAUCCAAAAUGGAGGACUUUCCCCCCCAAGGCAAGGUAAAUAAUUUCCACCUUUGCUGGUGCUCAACAAUUUGCUGUUUUAUUCUGUGGCUGCCUCGCUCUACCUAAUGGGAUCGACUUUUGAGUAGUUAUGCAUAGGAUUGCACAGUUAAUAGAUUAAAACUCACAGGACAACCAAGAUUACUUUAGUUGGGCGAUAAGCUCAAUAGUUAUUUUGGCUAGUAAUUAAUAGCAGUUUGGGGGUAGAGUUUUGGGGGUGGAAUGAGGGCGUGGGCUGGCCCCCUUGUGCUAAAAUUAUAGUUUUAACAGCCAUGGGGUUUUUAACUUGCGUGGGUAUUGUUUUAUUUUGGAGGUGUUUUUAAAUAUUAUAUCUUAAUAUGUAUUUUGUAUUUGUGAUCUGGGAUACUGUUUAGGGGCUUUUGUUGGGGAAUGUAUUUACAGUGGAACCUCAGUUUUCGAGCAUCUUGGUAGCCAAACAGUUUGGAAUCCGAACACCGAAAACCCGGAAGUAAUUGUUUCCAUUUUCAAAUAUGCCUUGGAAGUCAAAUGGCUUCCAAGGCGCGUUUUUCAUUUUUUUCCAUUGACUUUGUAGCCAGCCCAUUGAUCCUCGGUUUUCGAAUGUUUCGAGAGUCGAACGGUCUUCCGGAACAGAUUCCGGAACAGAUUCUGGGAAGUUUUUAAUCUGUGAUAUUUUAGUGUAUUUUUGGUUUCUAUGGAAGCCGCCCAGAGUGGCUGGGGAAACCCAGCCAGAUGGGCGGGGUACAAAUAAUAAAUUAUUAUUAUUAUUAUUAUUAUUAUUAUUAUUACGUUCAAAAACUGAGGUUCCACUGUAUUAGUUUGUAUACAUUAGUAUUUUUAACUGUUUUAGUUGUUUUCAUAAUGUAUUUUGUACUUUCAACAUUGUAACUUUUAUGUUGUGAACCGCCCUGAGACCUAAUAACGAUUCAUUGCCUUUAGAAUAGGCAACUGAUGAAUUUCUUUAAAGGUAGAUGAUAGAGAACAUUUGUUUUGUUUUGUUAUUGCUUUCCUAGAUUAAUUGGCACAAAAGUGUUAGGGAUGGAAUUUUACGGUGGGACCGUAUCUUGGCAAGCACGUGUCAUGGGCGAGAAUGGCAGUCUCAGUAUCAUCCUGUUCCUCACUGGUAGGGUUCUGUUCCUCACUGGUAGGGAGAUGGGUGAGGCGGUGGGAGGUCUGUGCAGUGCAAACCUCCCCUUUUCCUGCUCCAGAGCUACUGACGGAGUUUCUAAGAUAACUCCCACAGGCCAAAGCUGCGGCUUCUCCCACUAAUAUAUUAAGAUAUCGCAACACUGUCAGAGUUGUGCGUCAGGCUUGUAAUGUAUGCUGUGCUCAUCUUUCUGAAUCACCUCUUCACACCACGGGGGUUUCCACAAUAGGAAAUUCAUCUUUGUCAUCAUAAGUGCUUGUAAUGACUUUCGGAAACUUGGAAAAGUGCCUCUUCGUAGACCCAUGCUUGUUGUUUUCCCUGAACAUCUUGAAAGUCUCUUGUGUCAUUCUCCCUGCCCGAGAGCAAAAGCAUUGAAUUCACCAUUUGCAGAUUAGGGAUACAUUGUGAUUUUAAAUAAUAUAGCUUCAGAAAAUUAGGUACAUGUCAGCAUGUCACAUGCUUAAAUAGGCAAGAUCUAACUUGCCAGUGGAAAGGUGUCAUCCUUGAAUGGUGCCCUCUUGUGACUCUUUGUAGAAAUAUUCUUUGGUUCUCGUGGGAAUGCCUCUUAAAAGCAUUUCCAUGUUUGGAUCUAGGAUCCUUGAGGAAACCUAAGAUUCCUCCAAGUGAGUUUCUUUCUAGAUCUAUUCCCGUAUUUGUGGUGAGACUGGGCUCACCCAGCAAUGUUACAGUACAACAGACCAUGUCCUCAGUUCCAGCCCAGUGCUGAGACCUUGAACCCACACCUGUGAACUCUUGCCUCAGUACAAUGGCUCAUAUGAGUGCGCUGUUAGCUAUUUCUAUAUUACUGUUCCUAUAGAAUUCAGUUAAGUUAUAUUUAAAUCUAACAAACAUCAUUUUGUGGGGCAUUGUUUUGUUCAUUACAUUAUGUAUUUUUGUGUUUUUAUGCUAUGAAUUCUCAGAUGAAGGGCAUUCUACAAACUGAAUAAAUAAUAAGAAUUUUAAAAAUAUUCACCUCACUUCCGGUUCUAAAAUGUUAGGAUUUCAACACAGCAUGUUAGGAUUUUACAAACAUUAGAGCAUAUUUUUACUCAAGACAUCUUACUGCUAAUGUAAAAAGGAUAUAAAAUAACAAUAGCAACCUGUAGUCUUAUUCAAGAUGGCAAGAUGUAGAGAAAUUAUCCAAUCAUCAUAAUUCUUUUUAAAAAUGUGAACAGUUCGCUGAAAAGAUGUGGCAGUUCUGAGGAGAACGGUGGUAGAAACCUGCUGAAAUGUACUAUAUUCUCCUCAUUUCCUCUCUCCCUUUCAUUUGGCUUGCAAGUAUAUUUUGAAAAUAUACUUUGAAAAAUACCAACAAGAGCUGUUGGUAAGAAUAAUUCUUCUGUCAGAGUCAGAUAAUCAAGGAAAAGAAUGUUUCACUACCUCAUAUAUUAUUUAAAGCAGUAGCCACUGUGAUCUCAUCUCUUUUUCAUUAUUAUGUAAUAUUUACAUAUCUUUGGAGUCUGCACAAUAAGUUCACACUAACGAGCUGAGACAACCUUCCACCAAGAGGAAUACAAUAAAAAAACUAGUAAGGGCUAGACGGGGAAAGGAAGAGUGAGAGAUACAACGAAAAAGGUUGCAUAAUUCAUCCUUUCAUAUUCAUCAUCUUCACCAUCAUCUUCACCCAUUUUGGAUGUAAGAUCCCCUCCCUUUAGAAUGCUACCUUGGUUCUCAAACUCCUUGGUACUCAAACAACUUGGAAUCCAAACACUGCAAACCCGGAAGUAAGUUUUCCUCUUUUCGGAAGCUGAAUGUGCUCUGUUUUGAGUGUUAUGCUUCCGAUCUGAGUGCCACAUCUCCGAUUUGAGUGUUACGCUGAGAUCUGUCUGUAUUUGCUAUUUAUUUUGUGUUUUUGUGGCUGUUUUUUGUUUUUGUGACUGCAUGGAACCCAGUUUAGCUACUGAUUGAUUGAUUGUGUGACCACAGUACAUUGUUUAUUGCUUUCAUUUUAUGGAUCAAUGGUCUCGCUAGAUAGUAAAAUUCAUGUUAAAUUACAGUUUUAGGGGUUGUUUUUAAAAGUCUGGAAUGGAGUAAUCCGUUUUGCAUAACUUUCCAUGAGAAAGCACGCCUUGGUUUUGGAACGCUUUGGUUUUGGAACGGACUUCUGGAACGGAUUAAGUUUGAGAACCAAGAUACCACUGUGUAUAUAAGGGUGCAAUAUGUAUUUCUGUACAACUACAGAGGAAAAAGACAUUUUCUCCAGGCAUUCAGGCCACUAACUGCAAGGUGUAGGACUCUCAUUCUGGAUUGGGAUAUCUGGAAGCCAUUUGGAUCCAUUUAGUGGUGGGAAAGACCAUUUGAAUUGGUUCCCACUUCCUGUGGAGGAGAAGGGUCACAGAGAAGUCUAGUUGCACCAGGAAGUGAUCUGACCAUGGCACUUCUUGUGUUCUACUGGAACUUUGUCUCAGGUCACCCAUGUCUGCAGAGGUAAACACCAAAUCUAAGGCAUGUCUACGACUAUGAUGAGUAGGGCCAGAUUUAAGAAACAGUGAAAAUACAAUUUGAAAAACCACACGGCACAGCACAGCACGUUACAAUUGCUACAACCAGACAAAAAAGAAUGAUAAUAAUUUAAGUUGUGCGUCAAGAUCCUCAGCAAUUUUCAAGUGAUCUAUUGGAGGAAAAACAUUUGGCAACCACUGGCCUGGAUUGAAAGGAUGAUUGAUUCAUAAUGAGCUAUAAUAGAAGUUUCAAUUAAUCUGACCGUGACAAUUUUUAUAAAACUACCAAGGCUGUAAAAUGUGAUGGCUUUAAUAGUCUGUGGAAUUAAUUUUUUAAAAGUUUGGCAUUUCAUAUUUAAAUGCUGCUAUUCUCAAUUGAUGCCUGUCAUUGUAAUUUAAAAUUAUAUUCUGUAUUUUUAAUGUUAUUUUUCGUCUUGUAUAUAGUGUGACAGCCUGUGGCUAAGUCACUAUUUAAUAACCCAAUUAGCUGCUUCCCACAGCCUACAGGCUUUAUGACUCUUUUCUAGCACACUUAUAAUUUUAUUCCUUUUCCAUCUCCAAGACGUGUAAAACUGAUUCCGAAAGCACAGUAAUUGACAUUAAAACACACAGAUGUGUGUAAUAGUUAUGCAAGAACACACACAGGAUGGCUGUACUUUUUACAUCCUUCCUACACAAACUGUUCUUUCAACAUUAUCAUUCAAGGAGAUUUACAUUCUAACCCCUCAAGAUCAAUCCCAAGGUAAUGGCAGGACUAAAAGUGUGUGAAGUCUUAAAAAACUUUUAGGAGUCUUUGCCUGUUUAUCUUCCAAAUUUGUGCUGACGUGAGAACAGGCUACCUUUCCCCCAUGCAAACAUUACCUCUGAAGCAGCUUAAUAUCAUUCCCAAAACAACAAUAAAUAGUCCUGCAUACUCCUUCCCCACCCACAACUCAGGGAAAUCCAUCAUCAAAAGAGAAGAACAAGGAAAACAUUGCUUUGUGUAUACUAACUCAUAUUUAUAGAUUCAGAAUUAGAAAUUACUGUUACAAUUUAAAUAGGAAUACCACACUCUGAUCAUAGUGAAGAAAACUGUGGCCAGGUGACGUGUCCCUGCUCAGUGUGCUAUACUGAUGCUACAAAUAAACAUAUUAUAAUAAUAAAUGUUCAUGGGGAACAGUUCUCAAGGUCCCUGCCCUCCUCUAUUUCUCUCCCACCCUCUCUCUUACACACGGAAUCGUAGAAUUAGAGUGUUGGAAUGAACCUUACUUUCUCUUAUAGAAACAGUAUUCUAAACUUGUUUAUCAAACGCUGCCAUUAAUAAAUGCAUUUCCAAUUGAAGCUGGAUGUUGAAAUGAUGACUUGAAGAUUGGCCUAUGGGCAUAUGUCAUUCUGUAUCCAUCAAUCAUAAUUCGCUUGGCUAAAUAAUUCUGACAUAGUAUUGUUGGAUAAGGAGCUAGGUGAAGUGUUCUCUUUCAAGCUGUAUGUUAGAAGUCCAUGGGUCUGCCAACAAUUACUUAGGGACAUUUUUCAAAGAAACUUUGCCUUAGUUAGGAGGACCUUCCGCCCUGGAGUAGGCUACUUUUUCUUAGAGCACAGAAAUUAAGUUUAAAGUGAGCUUGUCACAAUGUUUGAUCUGCUUGAUCGUAUUUCUAUGGCACUUUUGUUUCAAACAAAUCUCAAAGCAGCUUACAAACAAUAAAUAAUACAAAACGAUAAAACGUAACAGAGUGUCACAAAUACAGCAUAAUGUCUGUUGCAUGCGUAAUGAAAACAUUAGGAAUCCACUUUAAUAUCAAAUUAACUGCUGGUAUAAUGGCUAUAAAUGUAUCUGGAGGUUUGCAAGCCAGCCUGAGUGUGCCUACGCAUCAAAGGUCAAGAUAUGGAAACAAACACAUUUAUUUAUUUUAUAGCUCACUUCUGAAGCUAUCCUUGAUUAUAUAGAAAAAUGUCUAGGAUGUCACCAGAGGGCCCUAGCACUCAUAUCUAGCUCCAGUUUGGGAGCAGAUCCAGUUUUAACCAUCAGGCAGCUGCCUAGGGUAGCAGAAUUAGAAGGGCAGUAGACUUUGAAAGGCGGCAAAUGAUGACCGUGUUGGUGGAAGGAAGAGCCAGCAGCUGCCAUUCCCAGUAGUCUUCAUUGUGAGUUGAGGACCCGCCACCUGCUUUGAGAUAAAUAAGACACAGGGACACAUGUAUUUAGGGUACUGGGCUAAAGAAGGCCACAGCGUUAUUGGUUACAGCAUGUGAGUGGCAUUGGCUUAGGCAUUGGAUCAAACAAUCUAUACAUGACUCCACCCCGUGCAGCGGGGAGUCAUCCUAAGGUUAACAACCAGUGGGAGGAGCUUGUUGAUGCAAAUACACCUGGAAGCUUCCCCUGAUGUCACCGGGGGUCGUGCCAUGGCCCUAGCCACCAGCAGGGCAUUGGACAGGAUCCACGACCGCUGGAUUCCUUUAGCGGAAUACCCAAACAAGGGGAUUAUUGGGAAUGUGGGACCGCUGUAUCCACAUUAUCCUUAGGGGGAGAAACCUCCCAAGUGAGUUUUGUUGGGGAAUAGAGAGAGAGCACAGAGCUCUCCUCAGAGCUUCCCCGUCUUGGGAGGCCCUUUUGAGGUCCCAAAUAUCAGAGUGAAUGCCUCCUUCCCAUCAGACUAGCUCAAGUGCUCAGAUUUGGGCCCUUUUGGUAGUGUCUCUACCCUCAGAGGCUUGGGGGAGGGUGGCGGUCCAAGAGAGGGCAUUCCAUGGCAACCCCUAAGCUGUGGAACUCCAUCUCCACAGAGGUGUAUCUGGCUUCUGAAGGAAGGUGCUGAAGAGGCACCUCUUUGGACACUUUGGGUAUAUACUGUUAGGACCAGCCUUAUUUUUUAUGGUUACAAGUUGUUCCGUUAUUGUUAACGUUGUGUUUUAAUGAUGGGACCUUCGGGUGAAGGGCAGGCAACAAAUCAAUAAAGUGUUGGCUAAAUUGUUGGAAGCAGAAGUGUGGAAACAUUUGGCUUAGGUGCAGUCCAGACACACCGUUCAUAGAUUGUCUCUUAAAAGCGGUGAAUGGAGAACCUGUGAACUUCCAGAUGUUCUUGGACUUCCAACUCCCGUUUUUGCCAGCCAGCAUUAAUGGUGGGUCAGGGAUGGUGGGUGGGAUUGUCCCAAGAGCAUCUUGAGGGCUACAGGGUUCCCACCACUAUCUUAAACACAUGGCGUUGACUUAAAAUUGUGCAUUCAUGAAUUACUGCUUCUGACAUUCAUACAUAGACGGAAUUAUAAGUUCACAAACAGAAAUGAUAAAUCAGCAGUUGACUAAUAGUGACUUGUUGGGCAUCAGAUUUGUUGAUGAAACCCAUAUGUAAGUGUGCACAGUCUGCAAAGCUGGACUAUUAGGACCUUGUACAAUCAUAAAGUUGACUAUGGAUUCAGCUUAGGUAUUCUAAUUGGGUUCAGCUUAGGUAUUCUUAAUGUUUGAUGACAAACGAAUGGAUUGAAGACCUUUUGCAGAGCCAUUCAGAUCUCAGAAAAAGUGACUGGGGCUACAGGUUGUAUGACUGGCAUUUAAAAAGCUUGUGCCCCUUCAAAUUAACCUUUGUACUACAGCUCCUACUGCAAAGAGUACUGUAGAACAACCAGUCAGUUGCAUGUACUCAGAAAUAAAAUGUAGACAUUUACAUUUAGCGCAACAUGAAAAGUAGAAGCUAUGGCCUUUAUCUUUUUAAAGACCAUGUAAAAAUUAUUGGGGGGGGGGAAUGGCUUUCCUUGUAAUUUUAAGCAUGUGUGUGUUAUCCAUUCUGAAUAGCUUGGCGGAAUAAUCAUGUCCAUGUAUUAUUUAAGGCCAUGGAAGUAGAGAUUAUAAGAUGUUAAGAGCUUUGAAGGCAGUGUGAGUGAGAUGAUGCUCAUUAUCCAAUAAGCCUAGAUCAUUUAGGUCUAUACUGAGGAAAAUGGUGUUCCUUUACCCAUUUGGAAUUUACUUCUACUCCAGAUAGGUCUUUUUGAGAAGCACAAGAUCUGAUACACUUUAUCCAUUCCUUUUGAGCACACCAGGUAGCUGUAAAGUCUUGUGAUGCCAACAGUGUUAGGAAACCGUUUUGUCCAUGCACCUGUGAUAACAAGAUGCCAGCACUUUCCAUCUUAUUCCACAGCUGGGUUCCCUGUGUCAGGAACUUCUGCCACUCCCCGAGCAUGCAAAUUCUUUUCUACACAGCACAAAGGAAUCACAUGUUAUUUGUGGGUAUAUGGUACCUUGGUUGUUGAAGUGUUGUUGUUUUUUAAUUAUUAGGAAUUUAAACAGAACAUAUUAUCUUAAAACAUAUCAUCCUUAAUUUUCCCCCCUAUUUCCCCACCCUCCCAUAAAACAACCCCCCUCCCCGCCCCCCAACUUCCCUCAGUUCCAAUCUCUGGUUUCUCUAUAAAUGCUAUUCUCUGCAUUUAUUGGAACUCCUUAAUUUAUCUAACUGGUUACUAUCAAUAAAAAGUUUGUGAGUGUUUAUUCAAAGCCUGCCAAGGAGUCCAAUUCACUUUGUUGCAUCUUUAGAUACUUUGUAAAAGGUUCCCAUUCAUCUUUAAAGUCACAGUUAUCCUUGUCCCGUAGUUUAUGUGUCAAUUUUGCCAAUUCUGCAUAGUGCAUCAGUUUCUCUUGCCAUAAUUCUUUAGUCGGGAUUUCCUCUCUCCUUGGUUGUUGAACUUAAUCCGUUCUGGGAGUCCGUUCGACUCCUGUAACUGUUCAAAAACCAAGGCACAGCUUCCAAUUGGAUGCAGGAGCUUCCUGCACUCAAUCAGAAGCUGCGUCGGAUGUUCAGCUUCUGAAAAACGUUUGCAAACUGGAAGCUCACUUCUGGGUUUGCAGUGUUUGGCAGCCGAUUUGUUCAGGAGCCAAGCCGUUUGACAACCAAAGUACCACUGUAUAGGGCUGUCUCGCUCCUCGGGAGACCUCUAACAGGUUUAAGCGAGGCAGGGGAGCUGCUUCUUUAUUUACUUGGACAAGCAACUGUGAAGUAGCCACAGGGCUGUAUUCAAAAUCUUCCUUCACAUAUCUCAGCACUCGUCGGGGGUUUGUUUCUCCUUUAUUGUUGUAUGGUAGAAUGACAUCAGGGAUGCGGGUGGCACUGUGGGUUAAACCACAGAGCCUAGGACUUGCUGAUCAGAAGGUCGGCAGUUCGAAUCCCCACAAUGGGGUGAGCUCCCAUUGCUCAGUCCCUACUCCUGUCUAUCUCGCUGUUCGAAAGCAUGUCAAAGUGCAAGUAGGUAAAUAGGUACCGCUCUGGCGGGAAGGUAAACGGCGUUUCCGUGUGCUGCUCUCGACUAAGCCAGAAGUGGCUUAGUUAUGCUGGCCACAUGACCCGGAAGCUGUAUGCCGGCUCCCUCGGCCAAUAAAACAAGAUGAGCGCUGCAACCCCAGAGUCGGCCACGACUGGACCUAAUGGUCAGGGGUCCCUCUACCUUUACUUAGAAUGACAUCAUAAGGACAGGGACCAUUCAUCACAGGAAGAAUGGGCCACUUGAUCAAUGUGUGUACGAGGGAAAGCAUAUCUAACAUUUGGGGCUUUUUACUGGUUUUGUGAAGAGAGCGAGCUGUUUCUGAAGAAGCCUUUCAUGCUUAACCGUAACGCCUAGCGACUGAAUGACAGUGAAUAGCUUUAAAGUAAUUGUUUUUCCUUUGGGAACGUAUGACAAGGAUAAAGUUUUUGUGUAAACUUUUCUUGGUACAUCAUGCUACUCCUGAGCAUUUUGAAUGUCCGUCUCUCGUAUCUGCCUUCUGCCUGCAGUCAAGCCGAAACCUUAAAAUGACAGCACCAGACCUAAAAGGUAUCAGAUAUAGAGCAGCAUUGAAUUGUUUGGGCUGAAGGUGCAAUACGUGUUGUCUCUGGUUCAGUGACCAGCACCUCCUUUUAAAAAGGAAAUAUAUUUCUUUGAAACCUUGUUCAGCCAAGCAAGUAUGGAAUGUAGAUGGAUUAACUCAGGAUCAGGCAGUUCCACAGCUAUGUGCUUUGAGGAACAGUGCAGCAAACCACUUUAUAAACAUUCAAUUGACCGCAUGCACCCAGCAGUGCUUCUGUUCACGGUCCCCAAGCUUCCCCUUACCACAACGAUUCACAAGCUGUUCCACACAAUGGAUUGUACUACACAGUUUGUAAGGGACAGAGACACUGGACUCAGCUACACUCAGUCAAUUAUAUCGCUAUAAUUAUAUUGUUAUCACUAGAUUUAGAGCAGCCAAAAUCUCCUAUGGGAUUUUACGCUAUGAGCUCUGUAACAUUUUUUUUAAUGUGUCCAGAUCCAGCCAUUGUAUCUUUGGGUGUUCCACCAUACUUUUUUUUUUUUAAAGCACCAUCCGGCACAUAAAACAAAGCAUGUCUUAAAGAUUUAAGGCUAGCUUGUGGAAGCCUCCUUAAACAGAGCUUCCUUUGCGAGGUCUGUGCAUUAGUAGUUUUUUUAAAAUUCAGUAUGCCUUAGCAGUUAUAGAUCAUUUUGCUCACACUUGCCUUUCCCGCCGUUCUGUAACUUGCGGCAGGAGGGAAUCAAAUUAGGUCUCAGGGAUAGGUCACUUCUCACAAGGCUAUUCAGCAAAAGUAGCUUGGAGACUAAUACCUAGCUUAUUUUUGGAAUGUAUAUGUAUUUAUUAUGGGACGUGGGUGGCGCUGUGGGUUAAACCACAGAGCCUAGGACUUGCCGAUCAGAAGGUUGGCGGUUUGAAUCCCCGCGACGGGGUGAGCUCCCAUUGCUCGGUCCCUGCUCCUGCCAACCUAGCAGUUCGAAAGCAUGUCGAAGUGCAAGUAGAUAAAUAGGUACCGCUCCGGCGGGAAGGUAAACGCCAUUUCUGUGCGCUGCUCUGGUUCGCCAGAAGCGGCUUAGUCAUGCUGGCCACAUGACCCGGAAGCUGCAUGCUGGCUCCUUCGGCCAAUAAAGCGAGAUGAGCGCCGCAACCCCAGAGUCGGUCACGACUGGACCUAAUGGUCAGGGGUCCCUUUACCUAUGUAUUUAUUGUACUUAAUAGCCCACCUAGUUCUCCAAGGAGCUCAAGGUGACGUACAUGGUUCCCCCCCCCCAUUUAAUCCCCACGAUAACCCUGUGAGGUAGGUUAGGCUAAGAGGCAAUAACUGGGCAAAGGUCACCCAGUGAGUUUCAUGGGAUUUGUCUCCCAGGUCCUAGUCCAACACUCUAACCAUUACACCACACUGCCUUUAUAUACCAGGUGCUACAUGUGCAGUUCGUUCCUUAAUGGCAACGUUUGUUUUGUAACAUACACAUUUUAAUCCCCUCAUGUUAAAUAAUGAGAAGCUGAUGCAUCCAAUCAAAUAAAAAAACAAACAAACUUUAUUUACAAGAAAAAUCUGUACACUGUGCAUACAUAAAAAUAUAUAAAACCAAAAUAGAAAAUACAAAAGUGUUAAAAUGUAUACAAACACUGUUUUUAAAAAUGCGACUCCUGGAAAAUCUCAAGCUUUCGUUUCUUGAAGAGUGCACAUUCACUUAAAAAAUUAUCAUACAAAAUAAUUCUCAAGGCUAUUUAAAAAGUACACAGUCUUCUAUUUGAGUAGCUCGGCGACUACAGCUUUAGAAAAUGAGAUGAUAUGUGUGAAUAUAAGGCAUGUACACAGCUGGUCAUGUAACAACAGAGGUUCGAAUUAUGUUGCCAUGUUACAGAGUGGAAAUCUGCGAUAUAAAAAUGUGUUUUAUUUUUAUUUAAUUAAUUCAAUUCAUACACCACCUUUCAUCACAAAGCUCUCAGGGCGGUUAUUUAAAUAAACCUUCAAUAGACAUGAGGUACUUAUAUAAACAGUUAAUCCAGAUGUUCUCUCUGCACAGAAAGCUGCAGUUUUAUGGCUGCAAAUGUCUCUAUAUGAGAUUUUAAAAUUCAUUGAAAUGUCCCUGUAAUUUCACGACAUUUUCAGUAUUCUAUCUUCAAAUUGCAAAGUAUAAGGGAGGGAAAGAAGUUGGUUACUUUUUAAAAAUAAAUAAAUAAAUACAAUCAUCACCAUUUAUUUUUAUAUCCCAUCCUUCCUUCCAUAGGUGCACUUGAUCAUUACUCAACUUUUGCAUGCCAUGUAAGCAGCUGAACUUUCAAAAAAUUUAAGAAGAAAAUGUGGAAAGCCCAGUCAUAACCUUAUCUGUCUUCAAUUUCAGCACAUGUAAAACUACCCUAGUAUAGUUUGUGUGAGAGAUAGAACGAAGGGGAACUUGUUAAGAAAAUUAUGGAUUGCAAUCUGUCCAAGACAGGGCACUCUGAAAUUAAUGAAGUCAGAGUUCAAUUUAGGGAUAGAAAAACCUUGUUGAACAAAAUCAAAAGAAGAACUCCUAGCUAGAUUUUUUUCCCAAGUACUAAGAAUUAUUUAGGGCAAUAUUUUCAAAAACCUCCAUUUAUAUUUAAUGAUCCACUUUAGAAAGGGUGAUUUUUAACAAGUGUGGAGCAUUUUGCAGCUUUCAUUACUAACACUUCAAAUAUUUUUGCUUGAUGAGCGUAACACCCAUAAAUGUUUCCUCUGACUUAGGGAUGAGAGCUCACACCGCCACAGGGCCUACUCGACGGCAAUAGGGUGUCACAAUUUAAGUAUUUUGUCUGGCGUGGGGGGUGGGCAGAGCUGUUGUGGCCAUACCCUAACCAAGCCUACUCAGAAGUAAGCCCUAGUGAAUUCAAUAGGGCUUACUCCAAGAUAAGUGGGGUUAGGAUUGCUAUUUACGCAAUUCAGUGGAAACUAGGCACUUCCCAUCUCCCAACCAGCCGUGCGAUUGCCACAAGGCUAAUUGACGGAACUAUCCUAUAACUACUUGAAAGUAAGCCUCACUGAGUUUAAUGGGGCUUACUCCCAGGUGCCAUGUGAGGGUUGCAGUCUUAUAUGCACCUGUAGGGAGCAGGAUCCAUUUGAAGACAGUGGAACUUACCUUCCUUUGAGCAAAAGAAUAUGUGCGGGGGGGGGGGGGGAAUUGGCCUGCAAAAUAAUCUGGAUUCUGUGCAGAGAAAAGCUGGAUACUGUGAUUUGUGUGUCAGCUAAUUAAACAAGGGUGCAUGAUUUUCUUAAUUUCCAUAUUUUUAAUCUGAUUCUGCAAGGAAGAAAACUGGGUACUUGAAGCCUUGCCCUAGGCUCCUAUAAUAUUUUUUAAAGCACUGCCUCUGACUUCUAUGAGUUUGGAGGUGGCAAUACUCAACACUGUUGGGGUAUUUUUGCCAGCCACAUAGGCUACAAAGCACCUCUUUUUUUAAAAAAAUAAAAUGGUAAAAGUCGCUGGAAGCUGGAUUUUGUGCCCAGUGCCACAUUCAGUGCUUUUGAACUCAACAAGAGUAACUCUGGUAGGAAGCGGAGGGGGAAAACUGAGAAGGUGAAGCAAGUACCUGGCUAUGCCUCCAAGUCACACAUGGAAGAAACAACAAAAGAUGAACGUUUUGUUUUUGCUAGCAAAACAAAGAUUGGCUCAACAGCUUAUAGAUCAAUUUCCCUGUAACAAACAUGAGAACACCUCCAAGUGACCUUCUGAAGGCGUUAUGCAUAAAAAAUUAAGAGAGCACCACAUUAAAAAAUUCACAGUGGAAAGUGUAGAUCAUGACAGAUAAUAAUAACAACAGAAAACAAGUAUGCUUUACCCAAGGUGUUGAGUGCAACUUUUCAACUGUACAGCCAUCAGUGCAGAGAAAGUGUGAAGCUUUCAACAUAUUUAUGCCAAUCAAAACUAACUUCUCCCAGCAACCCUUGCUUUUUGUUUUUUUAAACUGGUAAAAAGAAGAAGCAAAGGCUUAAACAGACUUCAUACUUUUUUAAAGUGAGAUUUCUCACUGACUUCAAGUAGGAGUUGCAGACAUUUACUGAACAUUUAUAAUUCUGAUAUAGAUUAAAAAUGCACUGUUAUAUAUAUAUCUAUCUAUAUAUAUAUAUAAUAAGGUGGCCUAAAAACAUACAAAAUUCUAUUUAACAUCUAAUACACAUUCAUUUACUGUCUUAAACUGAACAGUCUGAACUUUCAAUCAGCUAUCACUUGCUAAUGCUUUCUUUAUUUCUUUCACUUGCAACUUUUAAAAAACAAAAUCGGAAGUUCCCCUCCUGUUUCUUCCUCUUCCCCUCUCAUCUCCCUUCAACACUGAAGUAAAAUGCAUUAUUCUUCAUCUGUGGAAUUUUGCAAAGUGAACACUUAUCAGAAGAUGAACCGAUAAUAAUAUUUUUAAAGUUUCCAAUUCGAACCCUGCUGAAGUCAGUGGAAUAAACAACUACAGUUUCAAUUGCGAAGGUGGUUGAGUUAGGAGAACUUAAAUGGCGAGAGGGAAAACCAGACUUCGUUGGAAGGUUGACUCAGGAUCUGUGGUGGCAUCCCUGGGUUUGUACCAGACCUCAGUUUGGAGACAAGCAGUGCUUCUAAGUUACAUUUAAGAAGAUACCACAUGGCCACCACUAAUUUAAGGUUCUUGAAGGAAUGUCCAAGCAACUGAACCCUUAGAUAAAACUGGCACUAUUAAGAAAAGUAUCCAGUAUAGGGGGGCCAACUUGAAUAAAAUAUUGGGGACCCUAGGCAAGCCCCACCCCACAUAAUGGAUCACAUGGCAUGGCACACACACACCAUAUGAAUGGCAAUGCCCAUCAACUUUGGGUGGGGCCCAGCCCCCUCCGAUAUUUUAUGGGGUGUGGCGAAGGGACCUCGGCUCCUAGGAAUUGACUCCUAUGAUCCAGUAUUUGGUGUGUGUUGCUGUGUUAGCAAUAUUGAGAUUAGCUCCCACUGAAACAAAUAGGAUGUUAAGUUAAGCCAUGGUUAAAUUAUGUUGAACCCAACACAAUUAUUUGUUUAAACUGAAUUAUGCCUCAGGCAGGUGGUUAUUGUUAAGAAUACAGCAGAAACAUAUGCAUACAAGCACGGAUGCAAAUUCUCUCUCUCUCAACCCAGCUGGGUAAAUUUUUUUUUAAAGAGCCUAACCAAUGAGAUAUGUGCACUAUAUUUUCCUUUACUGGGAUACUUCUGAUUGAGCAAACACAACAGGGAUGAGGAACAUGUGUAUCUCUAUAUGUUGUUGGACGGUAGCUCCCAUCAGCCCCACCCAACAUGGCCAACAGGAAGGAAUGAAGGAAGCUGCACUCCCAACGUCUGGAGGGCUAUCCUUGCAUGACAACAAGGUGAAAGAUUAUAGAACAUCUCUGCCGGUAGUCAGCAGUCUUUUGCAAGAGAAAGGAGAGUUUACAUUUGACAGGAGUCUUAUGUAGGUGACCUGAUCCAUCCUCCUUUGAAUUAAAUUAUGGAACUCAUCACUUAAAAAAAAAAAAAAUUGUUGGGGGAAAAAUAAGAUGUGGAAGAUGAACACCACCUUCGGAAACAAGAUUAGACAGGCAGAUAAGUGACAUACAGGCAGGUUGACACAGCAGCCCAAUGGAUGCUUUGUGUUUGGAGAUAUUGUCAACGUCAAGAGGCUGGGGACAAGCGACAGAGGAAGCCCACUGCCUUUAUGCCUUUCUUGCAAACCUCUGUAGAGGCAUCUAAUUGACCACUGCUGGAACCAGAGUGCAAGAUGAGAUAGGCCUUCAAGCUUGAUCCAGCUAAAUCGUCUUUACAUUCUUAAGACCUAGAAGUAGAAUCCUAUUGCUAGAAACUUGGGGGUGGGGGUGAAAGGGAAUGUUGCAAAUGCAGAAGCAUUGCUUGAAUAUUUCUGGGCCAGAAUUUUGACUCUCCGCUCUUAACAACAAGAACCUACAGGGUUUGGCAUCUCACUUCCGCACUGCAUCUUUGGCCCACAAGGCAACCUGAUGAAUUCCCUCUUCUCUUCUUACUACUUUCUGACAACCCCAAAGCUCCUCUCUUCAGUUCACUCGCUUUCCCCUGAUUUGGCUUGCCAAUAAAUACUGCAGUGGUAGUGAACAUUCGUAAGUCUACAAUCCCUGCUGCCCUCUGCCCCAACCUUUCUUCCUGACACUUUUCCCUGAAUAGCGCUGCAACUGGGCUCUGGGGCAGCGAAAGAAAACUAAAAUGGAAAAGGCUGCUGAAGAUCUCAAGUCUAACAUCCUAUCAGGGACUGGGAAGGGGAAGAAGAAUGGUGGAGACCGCCUCCCCAUCCUGAACCUUCCAGGAAGGAGGAAGAGGAAGAUAGUUUAGAUUUUCAUCGGGGGGGUUGUGGGAGGUCACAGCUCAGAGGCAGAUGAGGGGAAAAGCUGAGAAAUAAUGGGGGAGCUGGUUGACAUAUCACUAGAAAGCAUUCCAGACCCACCAUCUCCCAGAACCCAGCGAGCCUUAAAAGUAGGAGAGCAAAGACCUCAAAGACAGAGGGCACUUAGUGACACCUGUAGAGGAGAUGAUGAUAAUGAGGAAUGACGAAGUGGAAGAGAUAGGGGUGUGUGAAGAUUCACUUGGGACAACACCAUUAUCCAAGAGGCUGGGUUCUAUAGCCUCUCUCUGUAAAGUUUGGAAUAAAAAAGGACUGUAAGACAUUUUUCCUUAUCUUUAUACUUUCCUGGGCAACCACUGCCGGGAGCCACUGACAGCAUCCUGACACAUCCACAAAGCAUUAGAAAGCAACUGCUUUCUAAAGAGAAGCUGUGUUGUUUGCUUGUGGGUUGUAAUUGUCACACAACAACCUACUCCCUUGAUGGCUCAUCCGCAGGUAAGACUUUUCAUCCUGACUACAGUAGCUGUCAUGAGGGUGUUUGGAGGGAGUUGUCAUGGCAUGAUGAAUGAGAAUCAGCCUGCAGGCCUGCGUACUUGAAUGUGUGGCAAUUCAGUCCCACAUAAAAGGUCAGAAAAUAUCUUUGUUCUAAUAUGGACACUGGUGCCAGCACGUUGGCACGGAAGCAAAUUUCAAUAUGCUAUUUUCUGAAACAGCCAGGUGGUGGUCUUCUACUCAACCUUUCCUAUGCAUGCUACCAAUUUAUGUAUUUGACCAAAUAUGUCUUAACACAUGUUAAAAGAGUACAGCUCUUUUAAGGUUAGUGUUCCAAGCUCGGCCACCAGAACAGUUUAAAUAAAACAAAAACAUGGCUCAUUGUAUUCAGUAAACAUCUGGCACUUUUUAUAAGAGGGAAGAGAGGAAAAUCUUAAAAGAUGCUGUGAAAAAUAUAGCUGAAGUUUGCUUUUAUUUAAUUGUAAGGACUGCUUCACUAGGUUAGGCUUUGUGUUUAAUCUGCCUUGUCUAAAGGACUGCAAUCGGGCACAUGUGGUAUAACUGCUUGAUGAUUUCUGGCAUAUAUCCUCACAGUAUUUUACCUUCACCAUAGUUUGCAUCUCUCAAAAAGCAAGCCUUUUUUUUAAAAAAAAAAAAAACCAAAACAAACCCCAAAACCUAUUUCCAAAGCAAUAAUAAAUACUCAGGCCUCAGAAGCAAGGACUUCCCCCAAGCCUGCUACUUAAUUACAGUUUAUAGACUCAAGACUAGAUUGGUCUAGGAUCCGGUUUUUUUCAAGUAUUUCUUUGUUGUUUAUUAGUACGACAGCAGCACCUUAUUGCACUUUGUUCUAGAAAUAUCCUUUCUUAGUGUUGUAUGGGAAUCACUUCCAUCCAGGGCAUUUCACUGACCUGAACCCUGGCAAAAUCACUUUUCCUUUCCGGUACAGAUCUUCCUGGAAGCCUCUGUUCAUCCUCUGCACCAGCAGUUUCUCAUAAAGCAGCGGGUGGUAAGCCCCCAAGGUACAAGCCGCAUCAUAGUAGAGUUCAUGGUAGUGGCAGAGAUCGGUCUGCCGGACUGAAGGAAUGUAUUCGUAUACAUGGACUUCGCUGCACAUGGACAUCAUGAUGAGAAUCCCUGAAAAGAGAGAAAACGUUUAGGGUAUUUAAAAAUGCCAGAAUAAGUUUCCAAACUUAGGUUUCUUUUUAAUCAUUGUGCAUGCAAAAAUCAAGUCAAGUUCUUGUUUGCUAAAUUGCAGAUCAUCUCUAGCAUGCGGUGGUGCUGAAUCAAUAUAUUUUCUUUGGACAAAGGGCUGUUGAGUGGGUUCUGCCUGCCACCUGGUGACUAAGAACAGGAAAUGCACCAGUAGUAUCAAGAAAACAGGAGUUAAUUCAUUGCCAUUGACCUCAGCCAAAUUCCUGUUCCCUUUCUCAUAGCUCCUCUGUUCUUGUGAGUUUUUCUGCUGCCCCUGUGAAUUACUUCCAGUCUUGAUUUUUCUCUCCUCCUGUUUUUUUUUUUUAAAAAUGGUGAAGGGGUAGAGAGAGCUGUUGUUUCUCCUUUCAAGCUGCCUCUUUCCCUUGUUUUCCCCCUUUAAUUUGCUACUGCUUUCCCUCCCUCCUGCUGUAGAGUUGGAAGCCUCAAGAGUCAUCAAGCAGGAAUCCCAGCUUGUGAAUUAGGGAAUACAUUUGGGUGCUACUGUGCCACAUGUUUUGAUAGCCUUUCUUAGGGCUUCUGCCUCAAUGGACAAAGAUGUUCCUGGCCAGCCCUACUUACUCUUUGGUUGGGCAAGCCCUGAGCUCCCAGUCCCACCACCCACCAGUUUCUGCUAAACUUCACAAGUCUUCCAGGGAGCCAGAUAAGCCCCCUCCCCCAUGGCCCUCCUUAACCCCCAGUCUUCUCUUAAGACCCGCAUGUGAGGGGAGCUCCAAACUAAAGAAGCAGAAAGCAGCAGCCGUGGCUUUUCCUGAGGUUCAGGACCUGCCUCUCUUGCCUGCAACACCACUGUGGUCCUCUGGCAUUGCACACCGUGAGGCAUGACAACCAAGCCAUUCAGUGACUUGUAUGACAUCCUGUCUGCUGCAGGGCCAAUUUGCCCAAGAUGAGGAGCAGCUCUCAGAGGGUGAUUUGCAGGUUAGAGCCAAUGUGGCAAUAUGCUAACCAAUGCUAUCGUGUUGGCUGUAUUAUGUUUAAUUUGGCCUUCCUUCCUAUUGAAGUCAAGGAGGCUCCAUUCUGCCCAGUGGGGUCAGCAUUAGGCCUGGGCAAUAUAUUGGCCCGAAUAUAAGCCGCACCGUUUUUUCCAAAUUCCGACCGUGAAAAGUGCAGCUUAUAUUCACGACCUUACAAAAAGAAUCCAGUAUGCAGCCAUGAGUGUGGGGUAAACAGCGGCAGGAGCGCUGCGCAGCGACGCCCGCCCCACACGUAGCCCCCCAUCCUCUCCCCCAAGGCCAGGAAGGGAGAAAGCGAGGAAGGGAGUGGCAUAUUCAGGUAUUGUCUUUUUUCUUUCUCCUCCAAUACUUUUAAAUGUGCGGCUUAUAUUCCGAUGCGGCUUAUAUUUGGGCCAAUACAGUACAUCACCCGGGACCAAUCUGAGGACCAUCGUGCUCUGGCCCUCAAACUGAGGGAGGAACGAGCUGUGAUGUGCCGUAGCUGAUGCAGCACGUUCUUCAAAGGCUCCAAAGUGAAAAGGUUUGGGAAAGGCUGGAUUGCAAUGUAAACAGCAGAAUCUGAAUCUUCACGUAACUUUUUAAAUGCAUGAAUCUUUAUCCUAAUUCGUAACCUGAAAAUUGCAGCUUAGCAAAAUGAAACUGGUUGGGUUUUUUGUUUUUUUGUUUUCCAGUUCUACAAAUGCUUUCUGAUGCUUUUCCACUGCCAACCUGCUUCAGCGGCUGACGGAGAAACCACCUGCCAGUCAAAGGUCACAGUCAUCCAACUGAACCGGAAAGCAGAAGGUGGAACCGCUAGGCAAGCGCUUCCCCAAAUGGACGAGAAAAUGGACCGCCUUCUGAGCCCAGAGUCAAGCCCAGAGCCUGUUUCAGACAGCCCGCCACAGAUGUCCAAGGAAAAUUCAUUCUUGUGAACGAGUGCAAGCUGUUGCCUAAUCCAUCUAUAUCAUAUAUGUUACAGUUUUAUUGCCAGCUUGCUUUGUUUACCCCUAAGGAAUCCGCUGUGCAUUAAGCAGGAACAAAACGUGUUGCUAUUAACUGUUUCUAACUCUGAAUCAAGUAGGAAUUAUGUGAUUAUAGCACCCAAAAAAAAAGAAAGAAAAAAAGACUGGUGCUCUAGAUGUGCAAGGGAAUAAUGUAUUAUUGCUGCUUGAAGUUAACGGUAGAUGCCUCAAUGCUCAUUCUGUUGGGGUUAGCUCCCUCCGCCUCAGCUUCACAAAAUUCUCAUUCUAGAUCUUUGUAACCUGAUAAGCACUGACUGCUAGAAUAGUUUUCAAAUGUGUACUAAGUCACAGUAUUAACUGGUUUUUUAAAGAGUAGUAAAUAUGCGCUAGCUCACACAUCUGCUGGUUCAUACUGAGGCUGGUAAUAAGCUUUAAAUAUUCCGAUUCACUUUCACAACACAAAAUGUAGAUCUCCCUUCUCAAGCAAGCACAGUGAUUUAGUAUCAGUCAGAUUUGGAGGGGGCAGGGUUAUAAAGAACAUCAUCAUUGUUAUUAAAUGAUGAUGGGACAGCAACUUCAUUUUAGCCAAUAUAUGCGCACCAAGAGAUAGCUCAGUCGGUUGAGCAUGAGACUCUUAAUCACAGGGUUAUGGGUUUGAGCCCCAUGUUGGGCAAGAGAUUCCUGCAUGGGGGGACUAGACGACCCCCACAGUCUCUUCGAAAUCUACAUGUGAAGAGGCCACAUGUACAAAUAACCUACAUAUUUAUGGUUUUAACUUUUAAAAAAACAUAUUGGCCCCAGGUUAGAAAUCUACAGCUGUAACAGGAAACUUCAUUUUAAUUACUGUUCAAGUUAUCCCUACCAGUAUGUGCUUGCUACUGCUUUUGUAAAGCACACUCCCAUGCCUAAGAUGUCAACACGGACAACACUAUCCUCAACCCUUGCUCACCGUUAGGUACCUGAUGUGAAUCUGUUUCCCACUUCCCCCUGCCUAAUAUGUAUUUCUUAAAGGUGAAAUAAUGAAGGCACAAAUGCAGACAAUUCCAACAAGUGGGAGGCAUCUAAAGAAACCGGUGAGGCUGCAUAAGGAGCUUGAAGAUGAGGUGAGAUUUAAGGAGGGCAUGUAUUAAGAAAUGAAAGAAAGGGAAAUCACGAAGGAAGAGUAUACACAUGUAGCCAACAGUUGCAGGGGGAAUGUCCGGGGUGGGGCAAAGCUCAGAAAGAAGCUCAGGCUUGGGGAAAAAGUUAAAAAUAAUUAUAAAGAUUUCUUCGGCUGUGUUUGAAGCAAGAGGAGGAACAAGCAAGUACAGUGGUACCUCUGGUUAAGAACUUAAUUCGUUCCGGAGGUCCGUUCUUAACCUGAAACUGUUCUUAACCUGAGGUACCACUUUAGCUAAUGGGGCCUCCUGCUGCCGCAAGAUUUCUGUUCUCAUCCUGAAGCAAAAUUCUUAACCUGAGGUACUACUUGCGGAUUAGCGGAGUCUGUAACCUGAAGCAUUUGUAGCCCGAAGCGUUUGUAACCCGAGGUAUCACUGUAGUAGGUUCUCUGCAGUGCCCAACCCGGCAAUAGCAGAAUGAAUGAUGCAAGAAGGAAGCUGCAUCCCAAAAUAGAAAAAGAGGUUGUAAGGGAACACCUAGUUACUUUAAAUGAAUUCAAAUCUCCAGGGCCCAAUGAGCUACACCCAAGGAGCUUGUGAAUGUAAUCUCAGAGCCUUCGUCUAUAAUCUUUGAGAUUUCUUUGAGAACAGGUGAGGUCCCUACAGACUGAAGGUGGACAAAUGUAGUCCCCAUCUUCAAAAAGGGCAAAAGAAGAGGAUUCAAGGAACUACUGAGUGGUCAAGUUGGGCAUGUUCUAUAGAAUCAUAAAACUGUAGAGUUGGAAAUGACCACAAAGCCAAUCUAGCCCAACCCCUUGCAAUGCAGAAAUCUUUUGCCCAAUGUGGGGCGUGAACCUGUGACCCUGAGAUUUAAGAGUCUCAUGCUCUACUGAACUAUCCCAGCAGUUUAGCCUGGAAAAGAGAAGACCGAGAGGAGAUUAUGAUAACCAUCUCCAAGUAUCUUUGGGCUGUCACAUGGAAAGCAGAGCAAGCUUGUUUUCUCAUGCUGGGGAAGAGAAGGACCCGAAGUUCAAGUUACAAGAAAGGAGAUUCUGACUCAACACCAGGAAAAACUUUCUAACUACAAGAACUGUUCAACAGUGGAACGGACUCCCUUGAAAGCUGGUGGACUUUCCUUCCAUUGUAGACUCUCAUACAUGGCAAUGACAAUCCAUGCACCAUUACACAGAAUUAUCUUCUACAUCAGUGUAGGAUUUGUCAGCCAAAAACAGUGCAAUGUUCAGCUACCUAUGUCACAAGCUUUUAUCGCACAGCUAUGUAUUUAGGAAUUUUAAACAAUGGUUUGAAAUUAGCUCAAUAGCAGAAGAUCAAACUCUUGGGAUUUUGGGGUUUGUGUUGAAGUUCUUUUAUCAGAAUUAAAUAAAUGUUUAAGUUCGUUGUAUGAAUAGUAAAUAUAAAUGGAUAUUAACGAUUCUAAAAAAAAAAGGAAGAAAUUUAAUUUGUCCUUGGCAAUUUUAAUUACUCAAGAGCUUUUCAACUUCCAGCAUGUAUCUUUGUGCAAUGCAAUUACACUAUGUAAUUAGCAAGAUAAUUAAAAAGUCAUUUCCAGAAGAUUGGAAGUACACAAGAAUGUAAUUUCAUUUACCUUAUUGUACCAACUGUUUAGUAUGAAAGAAAUAAUAUAUUUUGAAAAGUGAUUGGGAUUCAGCUCAGCUUCUAGUUUAGCAGAAACUCGAUUUUGAGAACAUUUUGAAUGCUGCAUAUUCCAGAAACUAAGCACUAACAAUUCCUGCAACUUUCAUUCAAAACUAUGUAGUAGCCAUAAAACUUCAAAAUACAUAUGUACAAAUGAUCACAGCAAUAUUUGCAAAACCGUAAGUGUUCUGAUUCCCACGUGGCAAACUGACCAGAGAAGUUCCACAACAUGGAAUCCUUUCACAUUCUCUUCAUUGGAGGAAAACUAAUCUUUAUGCACACCCAUUGACAUGAAUCAUAGCUGCUUUUUCCAUUGAAAUUAAAAAAACAACAACCUGUAGACCUACAUCUGUAAACGUUGGCAAUAUAAUCACAAAAAUUACCUAUCGUUUCAAAAUAUAUACUGGUUCCCAGUCCAAGACUGGCAUGUUUUAUUUAUAAGUUAAAAAAAGAAGUAAAAAUAAGACCACACUAAUUUGCCAUUUUGCAGCAGAUCUUUUGUGCAAAAAUGAUGUUCUAAACAUGCUAUCACAGACUUGUAGAGUUGAAAUGGGCCCCGAGGGUAGUCUAGUUCAGUCCAGUCCCCUGCAAUGCAGGAAUCCCAACUAAAUCAUCCAUGACAGAUGGCCAUCCAACCUCUGCUUUAAAACUUCCAAGGAAGAAGAGUGCACUACUUCUUGUAGUCUGUUCCACUGUUGAACAGCUCCUACUCUUGGCAAGUUCUUCCUGAGGUUUAGUUGUAACCUUGUAACUUGGAUCCAUUGGUUCCAGUAGUUUACACCUGGGUUUUCUUUUCCCCCUUGUUUUGAAGAUGGGGACAACAUUUGCCUGCCUCCAGUCUUCAGGGACCUCACCUGUUCUCCAAGAAUUCUCAGAGAUUAUAGAAAGAGGCUCUGAGCUUACAUUAGCAAGUGUCUUCAGCACCCUUGGGUGCAGCUCAUCAAGCCCUGAAGAUUCGAAUUCAUUUAAAGUGGCUAGGUGUUCCCUUACCACCUCUUUUGCUAUGUUAGGCUGCAGCUCCCUCCUUGAAUUGUUCUGUUAUCACCAGGUUGGGCACUGCUUUCCUUUUGGGUGAAGACAGAGGCAAAGUAGGUGUUGAGCAAUUCUGCCUUCUCCCUGUCACCCAAUAGCAUUACUCUGUCUUCUCCAUACUGCCCCCUUAUCUGAGCCAGGGGUUCUUCAUGCACACAGUGAAACAUCCUUGGAGCAUAUAGCUCAUUCCCUAAUUCCUAGAAGAGAAAGUAGCCCUGAAAGUUUUCAGAUCUUGAUAUUUUCUAAGCUUAUUUGAGAAGAGCGUUUUUGUGGGUGCGUAUGUGUGUGCACGCACACACACUAAUAAAAGUUUGUUAGCAUCAUCUGUAUCUUGGUUCCCACCACUGAUUCAAACACUAUUCCAUCUAAGUCCAUUACGUGCACAAACGUUUACAUUAUGCCACCUGACUACAGCUAUGUUUUAGGCAUGGCUUGUGAUUCUCAAGCCUACACCUGCUUCUGGUGCUUAAAUCUAUUUUCAUAUCUAUGUGGGGUUUUCUCUCUGUGUGCUUGUGUGUGUACACACAGCAGUCUUACAUAGCUAUUUCAUAAUAGUAUUGCUUGUUCCAUCAUGUCAGUUCUUGCACAAACAGGGAGCAGAUAUAGUGCUACCAAGAAGCUCUGUUGUAUUUUUGUUAUGUCAUGUUACCUCUGGAACCCUUUAACAGGAAUUCAAUAAAAUAUUUUGUGGUUAGUUCACA
Messenger RNA from Podarcis lilfordi (Lilford's wall lizard), 51862 nucleotides. The record is from the annotation of a GenBank genome assembly. Lineage: Eukaryota; Metazoa; Chordata; Lepidosauria; Squamata; Lacertidae.